Podarcis lilfordi (Lilford's wall lizard) is the source of this 62334-nucleotide messenger RNA. The record is from the annotation of a GenBank genome assembly. NCBI's taxonomy places the organism in Eukaryota, Metazoa, Chordata, Lepidosauria, Squamata, Lacertidae.
GCGGAUCCUGAUGUAGAUCACAGAAUCCUAAGGUGAAAAGGGACCCUGAGGGUCAUCUAGUCCAUCGCCCUUGUUCCUGACAUCCUCUUCACUCAGGCUUUCUUUCCUCAGAGAAAGAGAGAAGGGAGAGGCGGCGGCAUUUUGUGGUUCGCCUCAGGCGCCAAAAAGGCCUCGGGGUUCACCUCAGGCACCAAAAUGCCUCAGGCCGACCCGGCCGACAAGCAAGCACGCCUUGAGUUUCCCUCACGCUCAGAGGCUGCUUUUCUUUCUAUCUUUCUAAAGCGCAAAAAAGAGCCCUGGAAGAACAGCAGGUGCAGGCGGCGGGCGAGGCCGCCUCAGCGCGGGCCCCGCCUCUACGCGAGGCUCGGCGGCCGGCCUGUGUUCCCCGAAGCCCACGUCGCGCAAAAGCGGCCGGAGGAGGAGGAGCAGCGGCGGCGGCGGCGGCGCUGAGGAGACCCGGCUAGAGCCGCCCAGCCGCCGCCAUGAACUCCAGCAACCGCACCGAGAGCGACUGGCAGGGACUGGUGAGCGAGGUGAGAGGGGGCGAAGGAACGAGGCCUGCCGCGGACUGGAAGGCGGAGCUGCCUUUUCCCGCCAUUUCCCCCCACACGGGCCUGCAAAAAACCCGCCUUGCUGGUGCAAUGGGGCUUUCCUGCCAGCCGGCACCGGGUCGCCCAUCCCUCUCCUUCCCGGCGUUUCCGGCAGCCUGCUGUGUGUAUAUAUAUAUAUAUAUACGAUCUACAGUCGGAGCGGCUUGCUUCCCUUUCCUCUCUUCAGUGCAAUUAAGCUUUGCAGCCCCACUUCCCCCGAUGCGUGUUUACUGUGCAGCAUGUCACGUGUGAAUCCAACCCCCCCCCCCAGUUAAGCGUGCAUAAGGGUUGCAGUGGUGGGGGAUUUUUUUGGGGGGGGGGGGUGGCGUCUGAGGCAAACGACCUCCCUGGCCCUCCAAAGCAGCUGGGCUAAGCUCAAAACUUGCCUCAGUUUUUCCAGGUGUGGCCAAUGCUAAAAGCUGGGUGGUUGCGUGUCACCGCAGGGAUGGUUGGCACUUGUUGCUUGGAGGGGUAUGACGGAUGUUACCUGUAUGCCACUUUGGGGGCGAGGGGGUCGGAGCGAGGUGUAUAUCUUCCCUUAUCCCUGUUAAGCUGAAAGCAGCAAACUUUUGCUAUUCCCAUCUCCCCAUUUUUAUUUAUUUUUUACUUAGUAGAGAGACCUUGGGUGUCAGGAAUUCCCAAAAAUGAGUUGCCAGGUCUCAGGGUGCGAUCAGAGGUUUCUGCAGCGCUAUUCACUCAACACAAACUUUUUUUGGUGAAUGGGAGGGCUUCAGGUGCACAGUUAAAAGUCUAAAUGAAGUCCGUGAAUAUGCAACCAUAUGCUCUUCGAUUCGUCACCAUAUCCAAGUAAAUAUAUUUAGGUUGGGGGUGGACAUGCGCCACGAUCCAGACGGAUGCCAAGGGAUUUUGCUGUCAUUCUCCUCCUCUUAAGUUGUCAGGCAAUGUCCCCCACUCGGCAGGGUAUAAGUAAAUUAUUAUUAUUAUUAUUAUUAUUAUUAUUACUGCAUGCUAAUAGGAUUUGUCCAUCUCCCAUCAGGCUUCACCUUCUUGAUUCUUGCCCUCAAAAGACCUGGCCACUCUGGGCCAAACUAGAUUUAAUGUCCAUUGCAUGAUUGCAACUAAUGUGCUGUUGCUGUUUUUUUAAAAUGUAAGUAGGCAGCUUAUGCAUAGCAUAUUUGCCCUGUGAAGGCUUCCCUCCUGAUGUAAGUUGCAGCUUCAGGGGAAUAAUUUCCAUAGAGACCACAAUAGGUGAGACUAAUGGGUUAAAUUCUUCACCCCCUGUGAUUCUGUUGCUGCUCCCCCUUUUCUGUUUUCCAUUUUUAACUUGUGCCUAUUAAUUCAUUCAGUUGUCAACUUACUAUUUUUCUUCUGGCUAGGAUUCUGUGUGUUUUUAACAGAAUCUUUGUUGGUUGAAUAUGAGCCUAUCAUUUCCUUGUUAGAGAGGGAAGGAGAAAUGACACAUUCACCUGCUAAAUUUUGACUACCCCGUGGCUUUUCAAUGUACAAGAGGAGAAAAAAAGAAAUUUGCAACCCCACUGUAAUAAUUGCCGCUGUAAACUUCAUAAAUAGACCAGAGGUGAUUGAAGUGUUGUUGGAACUAGUCAACUUUGGCAAACACUGACUAGUGUUUUCCACAGUAUCUCAAAAUGGCUGCUUCCCUAGGUUUCAAUUCUCUGCUGAUGUUCUCAAUAACAUCUUCCUUCUGUAGUCAUAGAACACUUUGAUUCCUAUAUUAUUGUACCACCAUCUCACACCCACAGCUGAGUAACACAGCCAGACUCUAAGAUUAUAAGAAAGGGUGUCAAUCAGAGUGUAAGCAACUUUCUAAGCAGCCGUUGGGUCAGCAACGCUUCUAUAAAGUGGGUAUUGCCUGUCCAUGAUUCUUUUCACUUCCAUGAUAUUCAUAUUAAUUUGGGUUGGGUUUGGGGUCCUAAAAAAGUGUCAGGCAGCUGUGCCUUCUUUCAACCCCAAUCUUACUCCCUGCCCUUCCAUUAGCACCCCUCAUGCCAUGUUGCUUCUGCUCUGAGAAAACGUUUCUAAGAAAUGAUGGGAAAUGUUGGCACAGGCAGUUAUUGGCAAUUAUGAAUGAUUAUGGUCACAUAUGGAGUACCAGCAUUCUAAUACUUAGAAUCAUAGAAUUGGAAUCCCAAGGGCCUUCUAGCCCAGCCCCCUGCAAUGCAGGAAUAAAACAACAACAACUAUUGUACAGUGGUACCUCAGGUUAAGUACUUAAUUCAUUCCAGAGGUCCGUUCUUAACCUGAAACUGUUCUUAACCUGAAGCACCACUUUAGCUAAUGGGACCUCCUGCUGCCACCGCGCCGCCGGAGCACGAUUUCUGUUCUCAUCCUGAAGCAAAGUUCUUAACCUGAAGCACUAUUUCUGGGUUAGCGGAGUCUGUAACCUGAAGCGUAUGUAACCUGAAGCGUAUGUAACCCGAGGUACCACUGUAUGUGGCAAAAAAUGGUAGUGGUAUUAAAUGUUUUGUGGUGCAGAAUAAUGGUGGCCUUAUGAGACCAAGAUGAAGACGACCUGCAAGAGAUUCCCCUCCAUGUUCUGUGAAGCUUUGUGCUAACUAGGGAUGUGCUAUGGUCUAAACCACUGAGCCACUUGGGCAUGCCAAUUGAAAGGUCGGCGGUUUGAAUCUGUGUGACAGGGUCAGCUCCUGUUGCUCUGUCCAAGCUUCUGCCAACCUAGCAGUUCGAAAGCAUACCAGUGCAAGUAGAUAAAAAUAUACAGCUGCAGCAGGAAGGUAAAUCACAUUUUCGUGUCCUUUGGCACUCAUCAUGGUCCUCUGUGCACCAGUAGUGGUUUAGUCAUGCUGGCUACGUGACCGGGAAUGUCUGUGGACAAAGGCUGGCUCCCUCGGCCUGAAAAGCAAAAUGAGUGCCACACCCUUUGACUGGACUCAACCGUCCAGGGGUCCUCUACCUUUUACCUUUACAACUUUUCACUCUGGUGUGACAGUUCCUCUACAUACCAGAGGAUGAAGCAGGAAAGUAGACUGCCUUCAUGUGUUGACCAUGAGGAUAGGGUAACUGCUGGUGGGAAGCUAAAUAUUUAAACAUUCCUGGGGGGUGGGGGUGGGAUUUCUGUAAGAAAAGCAACAAUACACAAUGAAUUUGGGUGUGUAUUUUCAAAUAGGCCUUGCAAUCUUGGCCAUGAUUUGUGUAAGAUGCUCUUUGACUCUAAAGGCCCCUAAUCUUGAACCUAUGCAAAAUGUAGGAUUAAUAACCUGUUCAAGAUGCAUUUUUGGUUGUGUGGGCUGGAAGGUAAAUAGAGAUAAGUUAUUGGCAGCAGGUGAUGGAAAGGGAGAAGAAAUGGUCUUUCCUUCUCUUUGCCUCCCCAGCCCUCGCAAAUCCACAAUAUUUUGCUCAUCCUCACUUGCAGUGCUCAAUUAUGUACAUUAUUAUAUACAUCUAAAGCUACCAUAUAAUCCUGUUUGGUAACUUACCAUUAGUUUUAAGAAAAAGAGAAAACAGUUUCAUAUUAUUAAGCAGGAAAUUAGUCAAGUGUAAUUAUUUGAAAACAUAGCAAAAAAAUAAGAAGCAAGGAUAGGAACUGAGAUGGAAAACUGGAACUGCACAUAUUUAUUGGGUUUCUUUGCCUAUUGGAAAUUUUAAGGGUCCAUAAAAUAAAGACGUAAAGACUUACCAAUGUUUUUUCAGAAGUAAGUCUUGCUGUGUUUAAUGGGACAUAACACCCAAGUAAGUGUGCACAGGGUUACAUGGGAAUAAACUCAGUUUUGCUAAUUGGGAUUUAUUCCUGAAUAAAUGUGCAUGAGAUCAUGCUGCCAGUUUCUCCCCACUACCUGUGUUCCUGUCUAUUUGUACUGCUGGUCUAAAGACCUGGCACUUGAUGUCACUGUGAUAAAGCAAACCUUCCUGGAAACCAGCUCUGAAACUUGUUUUGCACUGGAUGAUUGGAUUUUAUGGGCUCUUUGAGGAAAUGGUUCUUGUUUAAAGCUUAGAUCUGCAGCUGCUUCUCAAGAAAGCGCCACACAAGGUUUCACAUGCACUCACCUGUCGGCAGGGUUAGAAGCAAUGGUUCAAAUGAUUCAAUACAGUAAAAGCUACAAUCCCCCCUCAGCUUACACAGUAGAUGUUUAUCACAGACAUCUUCUGAGCACUAUUUCACACACUAUGUUGCAUAAAAUCUGGAUUUGCCACCAAAUGGCCUCUGUCUGUCUGUCUGUCUGAUGAAUAUUCGCAUUCAAGACAUGUGUAUGGAAACAUCUGCUUCUCACAUUCAAAUGUUACAUUUUUAAACGAGCAUGAGGUUUUUGUUUUGUUUUUUUAAGUGUGAUGCAAACCUUAAAUGGGGUACAAGUGAGGAAAGGGCUGCUUUACAGAUGGCUAACUCAACUCUUGUUCUGUGAUAACACAAAUAUAGUACAGUACUAUAUCUGUAAAGUUCCCUUGCGGUUUAAAGGGCUGCCCUAAAGGAGAUGAAUUGGUGCUGGAGGACAUCAAUGCUCACAAGCUAGUUUACACCCACCUACCCACACCUUGAUCUUCUAAAAAAAUUCCCCAUGUAUCUACCUAUUAUUACCUCAUGUCAACAAACAUUCAGUGCUUCUUGGCUUGCACAUUCAACCGCAAGUCACCAAGUGUUAAGUGAGCAUGUGGUGUACGUCCAUGUGUGAACCAGUCCUUAGCCAUUCUGAUAUUAAAACUGUGAAAGCAUUGCAUUUUUUUUGGCUGCUUAGGAUUAUUAUUGCCCAGACAUUUGCAUAUGAGAAUAAAAUAGUGACAAAUUCUCAGUACAUAGCAGGAAGUAGAUACGGCAUGUGUAGCAAGGAGUGGCACUGUAUUCCACAUCCUUACAGCUAGUUUGGCUUCUAUUAUCUAUCUUCUUUCUUUCUUUCUUUCUUUCUUUCGACUGCCCUUCAUUAGAAAAUAUCAGGGUGGUUCGCAGAAUAAAAUACAUAAUUUUUAAAAAGGAAAUAAGUAAAACAAAACAGCAAACAACUGCUGCCUUUAUUGGGUUCUGAGGGUCCUGAAACUUCAGCUUUUCUGUACAUUUGAUUUGAUACAAGCUGAUACAAGGAGAAGACAGAGACAGGUGACUCUGUGUGUGUGUGUGUGUGUGUGAGAGAGAGAGAGAGAGAGAGAGAGAGAGAAAGGAGUCCACAGGUGACAGAAAGAAGGAGAAAUCUGUAUGAAAGGGAGGAUAUCAUUAGUUAUUCUUAAUUAAAUUAAUAUGCAAAUCCUUUAUUUUAAUAGGACUUACUCUUAAGUAAAUAUGCCACUUUAAUAUUUCAGUGUUGAUUUGGAAUGAAAAUUAAUUUUAUUUAGUUGAGUGAUAAAAUGGUAAGAUUUUGCAAACAGAAAGGGAAAAAAACACUUGUUUUGGAACUACAGCCAUAUGCUGCUUGAAUGUGGAAGAAUUGGGAAUUUCCUCAAAGCAUUAUACAGCUAACGGGCAAGAAAGAACAACUGCCACCUACAGUAUACUAGGUUCCAAGAGUGAUAAGUGCUGCUAACUUUGAUUUCAGGUCUGCUGAUGUUAAAAGUGAGCAAGAGUCACAGAGAAGUGAAUCGAAGGUGGCAGAGAAGGUGAUAAUAAGGUGGAAGAAAGUGAGGAAAGGAAAAUUUGAAGGAGGCAGGCAAUAAUGAGCAGGUGAAAUGAAGUAGAAGGAAGAAAGAAUAGAAAAGUUUGAGAAGGUAAAGAGAAUGGAGAGAGAAAGGAUUGUGAAAGAUGGUGAGAUGGGAGUAAGUGAUAACAGAGGAGGAACUGGGAGGUGCAAGGAGGAGGCAAGGAGAAUGUGGGAGGUAAGAAGAGAGAAGAGCAAAGGCAAGACAGGUGAUGCAGGACCAGAAGGUAGGGAGAGAAAAAGACGGAAGCAGGUGGCAGAGACAGGAGCUGGUAAAAUUGAUAGGCCUUUUUGGUAACAAAACACAAGCAUAAAUAGCGAUGGUGACUUGCCCUCUUUCUCAAUAUCAACCACAGGUUUCAAGGAAGAGAAGAACCCGAGAAAUAAAAGAGAAGCUAUAUGUAUUAAAAGGGUUCGAAAGUUUGCCCAACAGUACGUGAAAUAUUGGUUUACUUGCAUUUAGAAAAAUUGUAUGCCACUACCUCUGUGUAAUAGGUGGUGGGACGCUAGUACUAUUAAGUAUAAAUCAAAAGGGGAAAUGUAAAAGUGAGUCCUGUGUGCCUGGCAAGGAAUAUAUGGUGCACCUUGGGUCUAGACUGGUUGAUGACCACUGCUCUAAAUGAAGAUAGGCCAAAGCUGAUAAGUGACACCAUAAUCUGAAUUUCCGAAGUUUAUAAUGGUGUGUCUUUCACUUUUUAGAUUUCCCCUCUCCAAUAACUUGACUAAUGUCCUGGCAUUAUCAGAUUAUGAGGUCAUUUCUGUUCAGGAGUUAAUGAGAUCAAAGCGGAUUUGGCACUAAAAAUAGCUAUGGACAAAUAGGGACCAUUUGAUGGAGAGGAGAGCUGUUUCACCUCUCUGUAAUGUUGUCUUUCUCAUUCUGUUUUGUUUAAAGCAGUUAGCAGGCAGUAAGAUAGUUCAAGCAGUAAUGUAAGACAGUUCAAGCAGUAAUGUAUUAUAUCAGUCUUUACUUAAUAGGAUCUUGUAGCGAUCAUAGUCCACUUACGAUGGUAAAUUAGUGGUAGAUAAAAGUCAAUAGACAGCAAUGAAAAUUAUUAUUUUGAAGGUAUUUAGACUUAGAGAAAUGCAGAUGAAAUUUGAAUCUAACAACUGUUUAAUGAAAGCAUUAAAUAGUUCAUUUUCACAAAAAUACACGAAGAUGUAUUCAGAAGAUUCACUUUCUAAAAAAUACCUAAAAACAAAUAGCAGUAGCUAUAACCAUCUGCAAUAAAUGGUGGCUCUUUUUUUAAAAAAAGAAAUCAAAUAAAAGUGGUUAUUUGCAUCUUAAAAGUAAAAAAAAAAACACUGUAUUUUAAAACCAGUAUAUCACAGUAGCAUCACUUGCAUGUCAUGGUAAGCUGCAGUUGAUGGCUCCCACUUUAUUUGUUUCAUACAAUUUUUUUACCGCUUGAUUGUAGAAAACCCUCAAAGCAGUUCAAGUGGGAGAAACAAAGCAUAAACCCUGACUUAAUGUUUCAAACUUAACUGGGAUUCAUGCUUGGUUGUGAUUUGCUUGGAGCUGAACAAACCACAGUCCUCAGUUUAGAUGUAAAUCUCAGCCCGGGUUUGUGGUUGUUUCUCACACUCAGUCUAGGGUAAUUGUUCUUGGCAUACCAGUUGUGGUUUGUUUGACUGAAAGAAACCAGGAUACAGUGGUACCUCAGGUUACAUACGCUUCAGGUUACAGACUCCGCUAACCCAGAAAUAGUGCUUCAGGUUAAAAACUUUGCUUCAGGAUGAGAACAGAAAUCGUGCUCUGGCGGUGCGGCGGCAGCAGGAGGCCCCAUUAGCCAAAGUGGUGCUUCAGGUUAAGAACAGUUUCAGGUUAAGUACGUACCUCCAGAACGAAUUAAGUACUUAACCUGAGGUACCACUGUACCUGGUUUGGAUUUAAUGCUAAGCCAGGGAUUGUGGUUUAUUUGAUCCCACUUGUGCUUGGAGCGAAGUUGGAGCAAUCGCCACAUACACAGCGAACCAUUAACUCUUGAAGUAGUAACAAGGUGUCCACAACCAUAUUUAUUAUCUGCCUAUCUGCAAGUUUCAUUGUUGUGUUUGGUUACUCGGAGUAUGAAAUGAGGCUUGUGUUUCUAUUUCCGUCUCCUCUUUAGCCCUAACCAUAGUAAGCCAUAGCAUCCAAAUUGGCAAACCAUAGUCAGUGUUUGCCUUCCAAAUCAAAAUAAAAAACUGUUUGAAAUGGGUUUCUGAUUUGGUUUUGGAGAAUAAGUGCCAACCGGAGUUUGCCAAUCCAAACUUCAUGACUAAUUAUGUUUAGGGCUAAGGAAACCAAAACAGAACUCCUGGAUCUGUUAUGUCUAGCAUUCCAUUUCUCCAUGUUAAAGAUGGGAGCUGAGGCUGAGAAAACAGUGACUUACUUGCUUAAGGCUACCGUCUAAGCUUGAACUGGGGCCUUGUAGCUCAGACUCUUAACUUCUUUAGCAUAUAGCAGUUUCCUAUCCAGAGUUCAUCAUUAUUCCAGGUUCCAAUGUCAUUUCAAUGGUGCAUAAAAAGCUGCAGAUUCCAGAUGCCUUUUUAAUCAGGGAAUUGGCCACUCUUAAAGUGUCACUAUAUGGAUAAGAACAAUAAUGUUGCUUUAUUGAGGGUAGUGCCAAGGCAUCAUAACCCAGAAGGUUUAUGGCAGAAAUUCAACUUUGCUGCUGCCAGUAAUAAAAUUAAUCCAAGGUGGAGGUGUCCUCUUCAGAGUUCAUUACCCUAGAAUGAUUUCUCCUUCCCUUUAAAGGACUCUUGAAAGGAUGCAUUUGCUACUUUUGGGUACCACUCAAUGCAUUAUUAUUUCUUCAUGACCUGCAGGUAUAUUAAUGCACCUUGACCGGUAGAAAUAAGCGCUGUAAGGUUCAAGAAAUCCCUUCUCUACAUUUUCCCGUCUUCAAAAAAGGAGCAGAGCAAAAGGGGUCCUUUUAUUACAGACCAAGUGUGAACAGAAAGAAAUUCUGCAGCUUUUUACACAUAUGAAACACUACAGCACAUUACAUAUUUUAGGUGCAUAUAAAUGUCCUUUUUAAAGGGAUGGGCUUAAAAACCUCACACGUGGGUAAGAUGAUAUUGCAUUUGGAAGGCUGUAAUGGAGUUCGUGAGUAGCUAGUAGAAAAAAUAUUGGGCUUCGUUGGAUAAAAGGGUGUCAUCAAAAUGAAGGGAAUAGGAUAGCUUUUUUUACUUUUAUAGAGUAGUGAAAGAAAAUGCAUCUCUGCUAGCUGAAUUAAGCACUCUGUGGUCUGAUACUUCAAUUAUGUGUGUGUUUAUGAAGAAGUAAUUCCCAUUAUGUUCAGUGGGGCUUUCUCCGAUGUAGGUACAUAUAGGGUCACAGCCUAACUACAAUCCUCAGUAUGUUUACUUAGAAAUAAAUCUAUUUUCAUCCUAAAGGUUGUAAUGUUAACCCAGAAACUGACACAGCCCAUAGUUCCUUUAAAGCACUUAAAUGUGUGUGCCCCUGCCUUUAAAGUAGCGCUUUUGCACAAUGCACUUGUCUGGUUGGUUUGGUUUGGUUUUCUUUCGUUUUGUUUUCAAGCAGCAUGUACAAACUUUUUGCCUUGACUUUCUUGCAGUAUUUGGUGUGUAAAAGGAAGCUGGAAAGUAAGAAGGAAGCACUGCUAAUUCUUUCCAAAGAGCUGGACACAUGUCAACAAGAAAGAGACCAGUACAAGCUUAUGGCUAAUCAGCUACGGGAGAAGCACCAAUCACUGAAAAAAAAAUACCGGGAACUGAUUGUAUGUAGCUGGUUUGAUAACUUUCUGUUAAUAUCUGCUUAUAUUAAAUCUUUUGCUUCUUGUAAUUCAUUGUGCAUUAUUAAUCAUUUCCUUGUAAUCCUUUUAGUUCUGUGUUCAUGAUGCUGUUUUUGUUCAUUUUUGUUCAUUUUUAUUUAAUUCAUAAUUAUGUAUUCACUAUUAUUUAAAGCACAAAUAGAAACAGCUUCAACCUUACAGUCUAAACCUCUUAGUGCUUUGAUUGCAGUACUGCAGUGCUUCAUUAAAUUACUUUUUUCAAGCAAACUAGAUUACUUUAUAAAGUCCUGUUAUUUUUCCAGUGACAUGUAAACUCCCUUCUUGUAGGAUGGGGACCCAUCUCUUCCUCCUGAAAAGAGAAAGCAGGUAGGUUUCAUUUUUGCUUGCAUGCACAUAUAAUUUACUGCUCUAUGUCAUUGGUUGUUGGUUUUUUAAAAAAAAAAUUGCUAAACUACCGUAUUUUUCGACUCCACUAGAUCAAUUGGUCCAGUAGGUACCAUCAAGUUUUAGGAAAUAACUAGAGUAACAAAUUACUUCGUCACAGGCUCCAGUGGGCCUGGCAGUGGUACUCAGAUUAAGCACUUCUCGCCGCACCGGCUUCAGAACAGAAGUCACGCGGGACAGCGGGAGGCCCUGCUGCGUCUCCCAGCUGGUACCUCAGGUUAAGAAUGGUUGCAGGCUAGCGAGCGGAGCGCUCUUCUCCACAUUGCCAGCCUUCAGAUCAGGUCCAGGGACAGCACGGAAGACGCACUGCGUCUCCCAAGCCUGUAUCCCAUCAGAGCCUGCAGGGCUGGUCGGUGAGAAUCCAUACCACGCACAGUCAGCCUGCAAAUCAACAGUCAAGAGUUCAAACAGGAUGGCGCUACUCGCCUCCCUCUGUCCCCAAAGCUGUGUGCUCAUUGGAAAAAGGGCUGUCAUCCUAGCAGGGCCUCCCCGAUGAUGAGGUGGAGAUGCAGCCGCCGCUCGCACUCCAGGCUUCAGUAAGCUCUGCCACUGCCGCCAUAGGACGCACGCAGCUUCUCCUGCGAUCUUGUGGUGGGAAAAGUGCGCUAUGGACAAGAGUACGGUCCUGUUAUUUUGAUUCCACUAAGCAAGUCUCUACAGUGAGUAGCCUCGGGUUACAAACACCUCGAGUUAGCAAACUGACUUAAGGCUUUCAAGGACUCUACUAAUCUGGAGGUAGUACCUCAGAUUAAGAACUCUGCCGCAGGGCCCCACCCCCCGCAUCACAAGGAUGGCAUCAGGGCAUUUUGUCUCUUGCCAAGAUGCCUCUAGCUGCCCCUGCUAUCAUCCCAGAAAGAAGGAGUGUACCGUUCUUGAAUCAGGAGUAUAUCAGAGCUGUAGGGUCCCCUGCUUCCAAGACACUGCUUUCUCAUCAAUAUCCUGUGCAAUCAUCCCCUCUGCAAACUGUUCCAUACUUCUUAGGACUAGGUUCCCAAGUCAUGGUCCAUAAACCAUCAUUGGUUUGCAAGUGUCAAUCAGGUGGUCCACAGCAUAUCCACGUUAAAUAUCCAUACUGAUUUUUAUUGCUUCUUUUAUUUCUCAUAUUGUAUUAUUGUUACAAUUUGAUUUUCACAGAAUUCAGAUUGUAAUACAAUUUGAAGAAGAAGACUAAUACAAUUUGAACAAGAAGAAAACACGUUAAAAGAAGCAAUAAACAUAAAAUUAAAAAUCACACAGCGUCUAGUACAGUGCAUUGCAGUUGCUAGAACAAGAAGAAAAAUCAUUAAAUGGUCCGCCUUAGUCCUUUUCAAGCACUCGGCCAGGAAAAAAGUUGGGAACCACCGGUCUAAUAACAGAGAAAUUCUGAAUCGGGUUUGCCACAAUCUAAACUGUAACUAACAAGUAGCGCAAACACUUCUAUCAACAAUGAGAGGGAAACUGAAAGUGCCCUCUGUUGAAGUAGAUUAGAGGAUAGCAGUGGCAUAUUGUCAGUUCUUUGGGCAUACUAGAAUUAGUAGGUCAACAGUUUUCAGUGUCUUCAUUCCCAAUCCUUCCCCCGUAAAACCCAAACAUUGUGAUGGAAAUGAAUGCUUUGGGUUGUCACGUCUUUAAAAUAUUUAAAAGCAUUCCAUUUGAAAAUAAUUUUCAAGUAAAGCUUUGAAUUUAUUUGACUAUAAUAUUUUCAACUUGAAAGGCCCACACAGGUUAAUCAACAGUGGCUUAUAGGGCUAAGGAGAAGUGUUGUGCCACAAAUUCCCUCUUCUGUUUUUUUUCAUGUGCCUUAAUGCAAGGGUGUUUGUUAAAGCCACCAUUUUUCAUUGGGUCUAGGAAAGGGAAGGACAAGUUGUGUCAUAACUGAAAAUUGUGGUUUAAGUUCCAGUAACAAUUCUGGCUUGCAAACUAAGAUUGAACCAUGGUUUCCAAUUUUGGUUUGUCAGAGCUUAGACCACAGUUUCCUACCGUAUAUUUCGCUCCAUAAGACGCACCUAGUUUUUUAGAGGACAAAAACAAGAAAAAAAAUAUUCUGAACGAAACAGUGGAUGGAUGAUUUCACAAACAUGUGAUUUGACGGUGAGUUUGGGGUAUCCCAAUGCAAAAAUCCUGAGUAUCCAUGUGGAUCCGUGCUUUGUAACCAUGUUUUUGCACCAUUGCAACCCCAUCCACAGUGGGUGCGUGAUUUUUUUUGGUGCAGGCUGUAGCCAUGGACAUGCUACGUGAUCUGAUGGUGAAAUUGGGGUGACCCAAUGUAAAAAUCCUGAGGAUCCAUGGGCUUUUACCUCACCACUCCCAGGCAGCCUCCUUUAUUGCUAGCGUCCCUUAUCUCCCUCCCAAUCGCUUGCCCAUCAGUGGCUUUGUUUCAACACCCCCUUCCCUCUUUCAAAAAAAAAGGGGAAAGCAUGAUCUGCUUUUUGCCUCUGGGCAAUUCGGCUCCAGGGCCCACUAAUCUGCUCCAUAAGAUGCACAAACAUUUCCCCUUACUUUUUAGGAAGAAAAAAGUGCAUCUUAUGGAACGAAAAAUACGGUAAUUCAGAAUGGUAUCUCCCUAUACCAAGGAAUCUUUCACCAGCUUCUGGAUUGCGAUACCAAUUAAGAGUUUGGGAAAGCAAUAGUUUCUGGCCAGCAGGAAAGGGCAGAAAAAUAAUUUGCAGCCUGUUUUUAUCUGGGGCACCGAGGAUGUGUUGGAACUGGGCACGCAGAAGAUGAAGCACAUCUAGGUGCUGGCAGUUGGAUUUAGAGUGUGUGGAGUUGCUUUCUACCAUGGGGAUGUCUAUUUUUAUUUAUACACUGCUUUCUUGUAAAACAAAAACCAUCCAAGUGGCUUACAACAAGUAAAACAGUAAAAUCAUGAAAAAAGCCACAACCCUAUUUAAAACAUACAACAGUUAAAAUACUAAAACAGAUGAAAAUUACCCCAACUUUCUAAGCAUCAGGUCGGUUUAGAAGCUGCUCUGAUUGCAUAUAUGUAAAUACAGUAAAGCAAAUAGGUAUGGUGUACUUACAAACACCCUAGGUGCUCCAUCAAAGGAGGCCCUGGAGCACAUCAUUGUUCCAGGAAGUGGGGAAUGCAGAACAAUAUAUUGGGUCUAUCCUCACUUUCAUUCCUUUUUUAAUUCUAGUCUUAAAACAUUGUUAGAAGUGUUCAAAGCUGGAAACUUGUUUUACAAAACUUUGUCUGGUUCUUCUUACUAUGUACCACCUCCCUAGUAUUAGGAAUAUGUUGUUUGGGCACUUUGUUAAACAAAGUGUUAGUAUUUCUCUGGUGAAUCAUAUUUAUUAUAAAAUCUGAUGGUGGGUUUACUUUCCCUCCAAUACACAUUUGUUUGAUUGUUCAUUUUGUUGGAAAUAUCCUUCCUGGAGCUCCAAAAGCAUUUUAUUUGCGUGGAAAGACCGUGACAGGUAUCCUUCAUCACUUGAAAAUUAAUGCAUGAAAGUUUGUUUCUACAACAAAAAUGUAAUGCUAGCAGAUAUCAUCAAUUUUUGUGGUUGGUGUUGAGCUCUAGGGUCUCUUACUAAGCAAAGCAGGUUUUACUGCAUUAAGUUGGGUGCCACAAUCAUACAAAACCAUUGAAGUAGAAAUUGCAAUAAAAAUUGCUAUCAAUCACACUUCUGAAGUGUACUUGAUGUUUCAUCAGAUUUUUCUACCUGUUCUCCUUUAUUCCAGUUGUCUAACUUGAGCUGUGAGCUUAAACACUGGAAAAUAAUUUAAGCUUCUAAGAGACUUGAGCGUGGUUUGAACAUUUCUGUCUAAAUGGCUCUCGUACUGUUGUCUCUCACAUUUGCCCCUCUUGUUCCCCCCUUCAUCCAAAAACCUAGUUUACAGGGCACGGUUGUGGGAGGGGAUAACAACUUCUGUGCGCUAACUACGAUUUAUCUGCCAAGGACUGAAGGGUGCAUUAAGUUUGUUACUAUCCACCCUUCAGUAGUCUGAGGCAAAAUAACUUGUGGCAGGAUUUCAAAAGCUGUGUUACGGAAAUCGAAUUUUAGGGUAGUGGGUGCUUUAGGGAGAAUGUUACUUCGGUUACUGGCUUUUUUCUACUUGGGGUGGGUAAUGAGAGAAUUUAUCAAAUUGCCAUAUGGCAAGUGUACAGUGGUGCCUCGCAAGACGAAAUUAAUCCGUUCCACGAGAGUCUUCGUCUAGCGGUUUUUUCGUCUUGCGAAGCAAGCCCAUUGACGGAUUAGCGCUAUUAGCGCUAUCAGCUGUUUAGCGGCUAUUAAAGGCUUAAAGGCUUAGGGGAUUAGCUGCUAAAAGGCUAUUAAAGGCUAUUAAAGGCUUAGCAGAUUAGAUAAAGGGGGGGGAAAGCGAAAAUAAAAUCUCAAGACUCGCAAGGUAUUUUCGUCUUGCGAAGCAAGCCCAUAGGGGAAUUCGUCCUGCGAAGCAACUUCAAAACGGAAAACCCUUUCGUCUAGCGGUUUUUCCGUCUUGCGAGGCAUUCGUCUUGCGGGGCACCACUGUACUUUGGUUUAUUUUGGUUUACCCUUCCCCAAAGUCUUCUGUUCAUUGUGCUGACCGAAAAACCUUACUUUUGAAGCUUUAUGUCUUGGGAGCCCUGGGGGGGGGGGGGAAAUACUAUUCAGGUUGAGGCUGGUUCUGCUUAUGUAAAGAGGCUUUCAAAGAGCAUCUGCUGCAGAUGGCUCCAUAGGUCCUCUUCCUUUUGGCAGCCUUUGUCCUGGUGACAUUUUUGUUUGUGAAGGAAUUCCCUCCCAUUUUCAUCAGUAUACAGUCGUACCUUGGAAGUUGAACGGAAUCGGUUCCGGAAGUCCGUUCAACUUCCAAAACGUUCGGAAAUCAAAGCGCGGCUUCUGAUUGGCUGCAGGAAGCUCCUGCAGCCAAUCAGAAGCUGCGCCGGACGUUCAGCUUCCGAAAAUCGUUUGGAAACCAAAACACUCACUUCCAGGUUUCAAUCAUUUGGGAGCCGAUUUGUUCGGGAGCUACGGUGUUUGAGUUCCAAGGUACGACUGUACUAACACUUUAUACUGUUUUAUUGGUAAAAGAAAAAAUGACUAUUACUCAUACUUAAUCUAAACACAACUACAAGGGCCCUUGAUUAGGCAUUUUAUCUAUGUGAUAUUGAAUGAUAUCUUAAUUUUCUUCUAUCCUGUUUCCUUAAUGUUACUGUUUUUAUUUAAACCACUCCAUGAACCAAGAACUUAUACAUUGAAUGCUAAUAAUGAACCAUAAGUUGUAGAUCCUACUGCAAUUUUUUUGUGCUAUUUUGGUGAUGUACAAAUGACAUGCGAAUCUCAUGGAAUCCCAUAGAACUGUAGAGUGGGAAUCUAGCUCAACCCCUGGCAGUGCAGGAAUCCUGCCCACAGCUGUCUCUGGUUAUCAUUUAUUACUCCUAUGAUCCCUGCUUAGAAAGCCCAAUAAAAAGUUACUGAAAUAAAAAUAAAUAAAAAAUAAAGGAAAUGAUGGCUUUGCAGAUGUGUCAGUGGAUAGCUGUUUCAAUGCUGCUCCAAACCAUAGUUUAAUGAGAUGUGCACAAAAUGGAACAAGGCUUGGCAAGCGAUGGUUUUGUGCACUCCUCUUUCCUCUCCCCCCGCAUGGCUAAGAGGGAGGUGUUUGGAAUUUUCAUUUUCCAGUUUUGUUUAGUACAGCCUGUUUCAUCUGAACUAACUGACUGGUUAGUAACGAUGGUUUGUUUGAAUCAAGCCAACUUGAAGCCAUGGUUGAAGUUCCCAUUGACUCCUGUGGGUGCUUUCCUCUAAAUUCAUAUAGCCGAUAAAGGCUGCACAAACCAGUUUGGAACCAUAGCAGGAAUUGUGUCACAUUAGAUAGCUCCUUUAUCGAAGCAGUUUCCAGGAAGUUAUAAUAGACAUUCUAAGGGAAAGCAACAGACAAAUAGAAGAAGAGAAGAGUUUGGAUUUGAUACCCCGCUUUAUCACUACCCGAAGGAGUCUCAAAGCGGCUAACAUUCUCCUUUCCCUUCCUCCCCCACAACAAACACUCUGCGAGGUGAGUGGGGCUGAGAGACUUCAAAGAAGUGUGGCUAGCCCAAGGUCACCCAGCAGCUGCAUGUGGAGGAGCGGGGAAUCGAACCCGGUUCACCAGAUUACGAGUCUACCACUCUUAACCACUACACCAGGUCUUCCACCACCUAUUAUUUGUAAAUAGGUGUAUGUGAUAACUUUUCUAAAUAACAGCUUUGUGACUUUCUUGCAGAGUUAAUAACAGCUCUUCAUACUUACUGCCAGCAAUUGUUUAUAAAUGAUAAUAGGUUGACUAAAUAACUACAGCUGAAAGGAAUACAAGUCCAUCCUUUCAUUUCUUGAAUGAACACUGGUUAGCAAACACUUUCCAUUUUUGCUAACCAUGGCCAGCUCUAAAGCAAUAGACGUUAGAAGCAGUUUUGCAAACUGCUGUAUGGGGUUAACCAUGGUUAGCAAAUCACCAGUGCAGAUGGUUCACUCUGAAAAUGAGAAAGUGCCUGAGAUUUGCAUGAGAAGCAAAAAGCUGUAUAGUAGUCCUCAUUACUUCCACUUGUAUAAGAAUUUGCACAAGUUGUUCUUUUCUUGCACAAUGCUCUAGGAGGCAGAAGAUGCCUUUUGCAUGUAACACGGCACGUUUGGCUCCAACCCAGUGAGCGAGAGCUGUGCAAGAACGUGUUUAAUAUUCUUGUGCAGCUCCCAUUCACUUCAGGGAGCUUUGCCCAGGAUAAAUUCCCAUUGGAUUGCACCAGUUGAUAAGGUACACUUGUAAGUGAGUGACGAUGUAAAUAAUAUUUCUUUUCAUAAACUUCCUCAUCUUAAUUAUGGCCUUGUGAUAUUUAGCCACUGGUCUCAAUCCCUUGUAGUAAACAAAGUGUGGCAGGAUUUUUCCCCUGUGGUAUCAAACGAUAUUUGUGCUGCCAUCUGUCUUUGUUUAUGUACAAGGUUUAUGUGCACACAUGGUUGAUUUAUUUUAUUUUUUGCAGUAAUUUUAGUUAUAGGAAUGAUGCUUUUUGGCCUAAUGAAGCGUUUGGUUCCCCUCGCCACCAGUCAAACUAUAUACAAAUGUCGCACUGCAUAAAGCUUAAUGAUUUUUCUCAGUCACAUCUUCAUCAUCCAGCUUUUGACUCACUCUUGUUUGAUGAAACUUUGCAAUUUUCCUAGGCUAAUCUUGCCCAACUCCUGAGUGAUUCUCGGGAUCGAAAUAAGCAUCUGGGAGAUGAAAUCAAAGAACUUGAGCAGAGGCUGGGAGAAGUCCAAGGGGACAACAAGGUAUUGUACAAGUUGCAUUUGAAAGUAAAAAGGUUAUAGCUUUUGAAGUAAUCUAGUCUCUCAUUCAAUUUGCAUAACCGCAACCAAAGACAGUUUUGCCUGCAGUUUUCCAGAUUGUGAUCUAUUGGUAUUUAAAUUGGAAGUCCAAUCCAAAAAGAAUUGAUAACAUCUAUGCAACUUUUGCACUGUGCCUUUCAUAGUGCUGUGUAUGUGUUUGUAGCAGUUGCUCAGUAUUCAAAACUCAUAAAUCCCAGAAUAAAAAUAGCAGUCCCUUAUAUUACAAAAGGGUUUUAAUAUAUUGUAUAAUUAUUAUGCCACUUUUCUCGCAAAAGUGACCCGAAGCAACCUACAAAAACAAUAAAACUAGUGUGGGGAAAAACACCCAAUAAAAAAUUUAAAAAACAACUAUACAGAUAAAGACAACCCUUCCCCACUAACAGAGGUCACAAAUACUUGAAACUCUUCAAAUUAAGGGCCAAAAGCCCAGGUUAAAAGGAAAAUGUUUGCUGUACUUGAGCUUUGAUCCUUUAAGGUAGAUCCUUCACAUUUUGGUUUGUAUGUGCAUACGUUUCAGGAGGUCUUAAAACUUCUUCAAAAAGGCAUUACAUUUCCCCCCUAGAGUUUUAUCUGUUGACUCUCUAACAACUCAUAUCCCAUUUGUAAUCAAGUUCUUAAUUGGCAGUUUUUCCACCCUAGUACUGUGUAGAAUUCUCCCUCUUCAAACGCCCAUUUCCUUCUGCAGAAUAUCAUUUUAUAGUUGGAGAAUUCAAACAGCAGAGCUGAUACUUUCGUAUAUGAUAUGAUUCUGUUUCAAAGAUUAAAUGAGGAAAAUAUUAAAAUGCAGUUAGUUCUGAGUGUCACAAACAUUUCUGAUGAUACCUGAGAAAGGGUAAGGGGGCUUCUCUGGUUUGUUGUUUUCCUUCUCUCUUGAAUGUAAGAAGCACUGGCUCCUGGCUCCAUCUAAACCUAAUCUAAGAAUUGUAAAGUGGAUGAGGCCAUAAACUCCCCCACCUGCUCCAUUAAUCCCCUACUGCAAUUUGCAAAAUAACUUUCUAUAUAUUGUGAUUUAAAAGCCAAAUAUUUAGAAGCUUGACAUACCCUUUAUACUGCUGUUUUGAGUUAAUCAUUGCUGGCUUUCAUAGUUUUAAUUAGUGUUUCAUAAUAAAUUAUCACUAGAAGGCGAGGCAGAUCACUUUCUGUUGUGAUUUAGUAUUUUCUUUUACUAGAAAAUUAGUAUUUUCAGUAAGUGCAGGCACCAUUUUAAAAGGUCCAUUAUAUGAGGAGUACAUUCACAUUUUGCUGCUUAAAAAGACAGAUGGGAGGGUUCAAAUAUAUACAUAUAUAUUACUUUUUUAUUUUAAAACAUUGCCUGCUAAUCACCACUUUAUAAAUUCAUUCCUAAAUUUAGCAGUUUAUAUGGAACAUUACUCGUAAUUCUGGCACUAGGUAUUAAACAAAUGUCACUUGUCUGUGUUAACUAAUAUAUAUGAACUCAAAUGCAUUUAAUAAUCGUAGCUUUAUCCAUGUGCAAAGCGUUGAAAACCAGGAUUUAAUAGUGCAAUCCAGAAAGUGCAAGAUUAAGGAAAAACAGGAUUUUAAAGCAGAGCAGCAGUCUUCAUGGCUGCACUGACCGGGGCUGAUGGGAAUUGUAAUCUGGAAUAGCUGAGGAAAAGGCUUCACUAGUGCAUAGGCAACAUAAAGUUCAACAGUUUAGUGCUCAGGUAGGGAAAGAGGUCUACAUUGCUUCCAAUCUGACCUGCAGAGGCUUCCCAUCUGCACCCCCCCCCCCCACUGCCAUGUUCCCUGAAGCACUGUCUUUUAAUUCACAUCCAUGUGAUCAGAGCAGAGGCUUUGGCAGAGUUCUCAGCUGCAGGCUCCUAUGCCAGGGAAGCAAAUAUAAGGCAUAUGGGACAAAGUAUCUGAAAUGUCUAAAGAGGAGACCCUGCUCAAAUUUUUGUGUUGAUUCUGAGAAGGAGAAAUGUAAAGAGCCCCUUGUGUCUCAAUCUGUAUGGAAGAAUGUUGCUGCUGAGCUUUUAGGCCUUGUUGUUUUUUAGUCGUUUAAUUGUAUCCGACUCUUUGUGACCCCAUGGACCAGAGCACGCCAGACACUCGUGUCUUCCACUGCUUCCCGCAGUUUGGUCAAACUCAUGUUAAUAGCUUUGAGAACACUGUCUAACCAUCUCGUCCUCUGCUGCCCCCUUCACCUUGUGCCCUCCAUCUUUCCCAACAUCAGGGUCUUUUCCAGGGAGUCUUCUCUUCUCAUGAGGUGGCCAAAGUAUUGGAGCCUCAGCUUCAGGAUCCGUCCUUCCAGUGAGCACUUAGGGCUGAUUUCCUUAAGAAUGGAUAGGUUUGAUCUUCUUGCAGUCCAUGGGACUCUCAAGAGUCUCCUCCAGCACCAUAAUUCAAAAGCAUCAAUUCUUUGGCGAUCAGCCUUCUUUAUGGUCUAGCUCUCACUUCCAUACAUCACUACUGGGAAAACCAUAGUUUUAACUAUACGGACCUUUGUCAGCAAGGUGAUAUCUCACCUUUUAAGAUGCUGUCUAGGCCUUAGUUCAAAAUACCAUCCUGUUUAAAAUACUUUGCUGCCAUAUAUAUUCAUCAUCAUCAAUCUUUAUUACAGUCCAGAGACCCAACAAAUCAUUGCAAAGUAAUACACAAUUCAUACAGCCUACCUUCAGGUUAAACAAGCAUUUUGUUUAGAACAGGGGUGUCAAACUCAAAUUCAUCGGGGGCCGCAUCAGCAGUUUGGUCACCCUCAAAGGGCCGGUUGUAUCUAUAGGACUCAAUAUGCGCUCAAUAUAAAAACAAGUGGAGGUUUCCUGAAUGCAUGUAAAGUGGAGGUUUCCUGUGUAGAACGGCCGGCGCCGCUAGAGGGCAGACGUUCUCUGGCUUGUAGGCUGCCGCACAUGCGCUGAAGAGGCGGCUUUCUUGUGUCAAAAAAAAAAAAGCGAGAAUAAAAAGUGAAGGCCGGCGGCGGCUACACAGGCCACAUGACGAGGUCUGGCGGGCUGGAUUUGGCCCGCGGGCCUUGUGUUUGACACCCGUGGUUUAGAAUAUAGGGAUCAUUUGUUCUUGCAACCACCGAUAAAAACUUUGCCACUGCUAAUGUUGUAGCAUUUGUCCGGUCUUCCAGUAGGAACCUGACAUAGUGAGCCUCUGAUUUUCCCGGGAAAGGUACCAGCAAGGGUAGUAUCAGUUCAGCCCUGGCUUGCUCAUAUUUUGCACAAUGCAACAAAAUAUGUUUUAUGGAAUCGAUGUCUUCAGCACACGAGCAAAGUCUGUCCUGGUAUAUAUUCCCAACAAUAUAUGGAAGAAUAGAGCCAGCAGCCUGGUUCACACGUAUCGAGACACUCUGGUUUGAUUUUGUUUUGGUAUAACUGGUUUGAACAAAGCACAGUUUCUCAUAUUCAGUCUAGCAAGAAACCAGUUUGUACCAAACUGCAAUAGGAAGAUUUAAACUUCCUCCCCUCUUGCAUAAAGAAGGAUGGUACAUGGUUGAGGCUCAUUGUGAUGCAGUUGCUUAUCUCUGUGAGUUGUUUGAGGAUAAAAUUGCUUGUUUCUGCUGGAACAUCAGCUCCAUUGUUAUUGCAGAUGAAUUGUAAGAAGGGUCCAGAUCACUGUCUAGUCUAGUUGUAUUUGAUGUGAACAAGGCAGUUGGUUUGAUCUGGGACACCACGUGCUCUUGAUCUUUGCCCAUUAUGGCUGAAUAAAACUAGUAAGGAAGGGAUGGCUGGCUGGUGAUGAAUUUCUUCUUGCAGGGGGAUGAGGUGCCUGUCUACCUAAAGGUGCCAGUGGUAAGACCAUAAGAAACCCUUGCAGAAUUAAGAAAACCUAAAUAACUAUCAGCAGAUUGCUAAUAAACCUUCUUGAGUUCUUGAGCACUUGAUUGUGGCCAGAUCCCAGCUUUCUUGGAAAACUGAUUAUCUAGAUCCAUUUCAAUCAGGGUUUAGGCCUCAUUUUGUUGGAUGACUGUUUUCAGAGUGUAGUGCCUGGGCAGUCUUAUUUAGCCCCAUGUGGGGUGCCACAAGAAUCCAUUUUAUCCCCCAUGCUGCUUAACAUCUACAUGACACUGCUGAGUGGAAUCAUCAGGAGUUUUGGUGUGUAUUGUGAGCAAUAUGUGUGGCAAUGGAUGUAGUAAACCAACGUCUGGCCUCAGCAGUGAGCCAACAAACUGAAGCUUAUUCCAGAUCAGACUGAGGCACUGUUAGUGGGUUGUUUCCUAGACCACAUGGGCAGGGCAGGGCCUGCUUUGAAUGGGAGCUUACACGCCCUCUGAAGGUGCAGGUGCAUAGUUUACGAGUACUUCUGGAUUCACUACUAUUGCAGUGGUGCAAAGUGCCUUUCAUCAGUCAUUCAUUCAGUCAUUCAUUCUAUUUGUAUGGUGCUUUUCUGCACAGAAAAAAAAUUAUGCUCAAUACAGCUUGCAACAAAGAAAACAGGAAUAAAUUUCAAACAAACACUACAAAAACAAUUUCGUAAUGACAACAAAACAAUAACGUAAUAACAAUUUCAUAAUAACACCGCCAAACGAUAGCAAAUAUAACAAUAUACAAACAACCACAUUUGAAUACUAUAAAUAUAGCAAGAUUGUAUAAAUGGCAUACAUAAUCCGUUAGCAAAAAUAACAAGGGAGGUUCACAGUUUCACCUUAUUCCUCCCAGGAUGUUGCUGGUGGCCCAGCUAUGCCCCUAUCUGGACAGAGAGAGCCUAGCUUCUGUUGCUUAUGCUCUGUAACCUCUAGUUAGAUUAUUGGAAUGUGUUAUACAUGGAGUUGCCUUUGAAGACAAUUUGGAAACAGCAGCUGGUGCAGAAUUCAGUGGCCAGGUUGCUGAAUGGGACAAUGUGGCAGAAAUCCAUUGGCAAUUAGUUACUGAAGUCAAUUCAAAGUGUUGAUUUUGACCUAUAAAUACUCAAGGACUUUAUACCCUAAGGACCACCACACUCCUUGAGAACCAACCCUGAACUUGUGUUUGUCAUCUGAUGCCCUUCUCCUUCUCCAAAGAAAGUGUGGAAGUUGGCAACAUGAGAAUGGUGCUCUCAGUGGUAACUUCCUGCUUGUGAAUUGCUUUCCCAUGGAGGUAUGCCUGACUCACCGUUAUUUAUUUUUAGGACCCAGGAGAAAACAUUUUUAUUCACUUAGGCUCUAUAGCCUUAAUUUAGAGGGUAUUGGGUCUAUCCGUGGCCACCUUUUUGCUCAUCUUUUUAGUGAGGUAGGUUGAGUUAGAUCUGCCCUUUUAUAUGUAUUAUGGAUGGGCAUCUUAGGUUCCUAUUACAGUUUUUAUAUUUAGUUUUAAUGUUGCUUCUGUUUUUUUGUGAAAAAAAGCAUUUAAUAAAUAAUACAACAACAACAAUAGGAAACCACUGUUUCCCAAUAGGUCUGAACAAGAUUAAUGUUUUAGCUUAUAGUGGCUAAAUUUAUCAUAGGCCUGCUGUGCAGCACUUUUAUAGAAUUAAAAGAAACAUGUAAUGUUCAGCAAUGAAUUGCUUUCUGUGGUGGUAGUUUUAAUAUUUGCCAGUAUCUCACAUGUACAAGAUUUGUGCACAUUCGUUUUUCUCUGCAGAGUGUUCUGUUUAGAAGAUCUUUCAAACUGAGAGUCCCAGCAUGAGUUAAAACCUUGUUUGUUUACACUGGCAUUAAUCCUCAAGCUGAAACGCAGUGAUGCCCCAUUUGCAUUCAUGGAUUCAACUUUAAGGAUUGUAGCUAGGAGCUGGGUUUGCACAUCACAGUAAGCCAUAAACCAUGGCUUACUGUGCAUGAGUGAAGAAUAUCCACUUUGCUCCUUCCCACUCCAUGAUCUGCAGCCAACAAACCACAAACUGUAGCCAAGUUUUGUUCUUGUCUGACUGUACUGCUGAUUGUAGUUUGUUGGAGCAAAAGAAAUUACAGUCCCUGGUUUGGAUGUCUAAGGUAGGGAUCAUUUCCUCCCAGCAUACUAGCAGAGAGGAGACAAAAAGCCCAGAUAGAAGUGUUCACAGCAAACCAUAGUUAUGUGCAAACUGGGAUGCAUCUUGUUCUUUCUUUUCUGAACUAUGUAUAAGAACCCAAAGCCAGUAAACUUUGGAGGGGAAAGCAGUGUGGUCUUAUGUCUUGGCACAGAUCUUUUUAUUUAUUUACAUGUUUAUAGACAGGAGGACAAAUGGAUGAGAAACAGCUGUCAGCAUCGGCAGUGCUUGCCCGAGGCAAAACCCACAAAGCUUUUAGACUUCCACAACCUCUGAAUACUUGAGCACUUCCAGCUUGUAUAAAACUGCCUGUUUUAUUUUCACCUUUAGCUUUUGCUAUCUAAUCUUAAUUCAUUUAUUUGAGGCUUUGCCGACGAGAAAGUAAAAGGCUUUAUUCUUUGUGAUGAAAUCUGAUGUCAGUAGUGUGAAAUCCCAGGGAGGGAUAGCCUUUUGACUGCUUAAAAUAAUGAUCAAUCUGCUUCUUUCCUGGGUUGGAAGGGCAUACACAGGCUCCAAAAAGUAAAAGAAUAUAAAAGAAAAAAAUCUGCUUCAGUGGAGGCCAGAUAUCUGCCUGAGCAGAUGGGAGGCUACUGCCACCAAUCUUCACACUCGGGGGAUCUUGUUGAGGACCACAAAACAGGGUGCUAAGGUGGUAGAACUGGGCCAGUGGCAGAUCCACUGGAUCCUAUGCCAUCCCAUUGCCAGAUGAAUGCCCAAUUUGGACCCCUCUCCUGUGCCAGCCUGAAGUUUCUAGAUGAUGGCCAUGUUGUACCUCCACUGUCAGACUUGCUGGGAAUUGCAAGUGUUCUGUAUGUGAGCUUCCUAUGGACCUCUGGUUGGCCACUGUGUGAGUAGGAUCCUGGACUAGAUGGGCCGUUGGCCUGAUACGGAAGGCUCUUCUUAUGUUCUUACGGGGGAAGGCAUUUUAAAAUGUGUGCCUUGAACCAUUGGGUUCAGCAAAGCGAGCCCCGCUGCGCUGGCAGAUUGUUAAUUUUGUUGGAGUAUUAGACAAAAGCACUGUAAUAAUAAUUAAAGCAUGCACACUCCCCAAAGAAUAAUUUCGGUAUCGUUUUGAUAGUUGUGCUUCUAUCUGUUCCAAAGUGAAUGCCCAGAUGGUCUCUGCCAGUGUCACCUCUGGCAAGAGAUGAGCAAGCAGCUGCUUUUGCAGCCUGAAAAGAUGCUUUAUGGGUGAACUCUGCCUGGAUGUGUGAUUCAUACAGUUGUUUUUCCCCAAGCAAACUGGGCCAUAGGAGUGGGAGGAGGAGGGGAAAUACUUCAGUAGACAUAUCUAUCAAUAGGAGCAGAGGCAUGGUUUUUACAGGGUUUGGGGGGAUUUUAAGUUGUGCAGUUGCUUAAAAAUACUUGAUAAUAACUAACCGAGAACUGAGUGAAGAAUGUGCUUUAGCCAAUGACCUUUUCGGCUGUGGCCAAAAAAACCCAAGUUCAAGAGGAUUAAGUACAAAAGCAAAUUAAUUACAUAAUGUUAUUUAAAAAAACACAACCUAGGCUUUUCAUUUAUUUGGUGCAUCUCAAAAAUGUUACAAAGCACCCAAAAUCAUUUUCUGGAAAUCUGUUUGAAGAAUUUGCAACAGCAGUUAACAGAAUUGUGGUAGCACGCACACACUGCAGUUUGCAAGUUGAGUUCUAAGGCUGUUUAUUUUUGUGACCGAUCACAAUCUCUUAUCAGGCCUGACACACACCACCAGAACUGCUCCUGGAUGCAGCUUGCCUGAGGUUUAAAGGUAUCUUUGUUUCAUGCCACCACAGACAGAAUGUGCCUUUUGGACAAUAAAUGCAAAAUACUAGAGAAAUAAAAGUGUUUCCACUAUUUCUGGGCUAGAAGAUAGGAAAAUCUGAAGUUUUCUGGAAGAACUGCUCAAUAGUUCUGAGUCAUCCGUAGUGAAGUAUUAUUUUGAGUAGGAGUGGCAGAUUGGUUUUAGGGAGUGUGUUGUUCCUUGCGUUGUGAAGCAAUGCUGGAAACAUUAAAUAAUUUAUUGUGCUUUAAUACAAGAGAACUGCAUCUUAGUUUACUUCCCAGCUUCUUUUCUCUGCUUCUAGACACAUCUUUUCAGUUCUGAUGAUUUUGUUUUUUCCUCUUCCCCAUCUCUUAAAGGAGCCUUACCUUCAUGGUGAGAGAAAAAGAUAAACAGCUUACUGGGGGAAGCUUAGAAGGGUUCCCCUUUUAACUAGGAUUUAAAGCCACAUUUUAACAUUGGCUUUUUUCAUCUCAAUCCAUUUGGAGCCCUACCCCAAAAAAGCUUUCAUUAUCUGCAGUUAAGAUGGACAUUAACUUGAGGAAGGUGAAAUGUGCAGGUAGGGGUUGCAGAAUUCCAUGGUUGACUCCUAACAUCCCCUUUGAAGUUAGAAGGCAGCCAGCAUUGCAUCUGCAUCAGAGCACAGCUUCUGUCUUUUGUGUUCUUUCUUCUUCACAGUUUCUUCUAAUUUUAAGCAAAGAUUUGCUUUAGAUGUACCCAUUCCAGUUUAGGUCCCCUGAAAGCUACCAAGCAGCAAAAAUUUACUGAGCAGGAAAUAAUAAUCACCCGCCCUUCACCCUAAGGUCCUAGAGCAGGUUACAGCAUUAAAACGUAAUUUUAAAAUCAGUUUGAAACAACUUAUAAUCGCAAAAAUAAGGUGGGUUCUAAAAUAUAUAUACCUCAAGUGUCAAAAGCCAGAGGUGCAUUUUCAGCAUUCACUAGGAAUUGUAUACUAAAGUUGCUGGACACACAACUCUGAGAAGGCAUUUCCACAGCUUAAGGGCUUUCGCAGAGAAUUUGUUGUUGUUUAGUCGUGUCCAACUCUUCGUGACCCUAUGGACCAGAGCACGCCAGGCACUCCUGUCUUCCACUGCCUCCCGCAGUUUGGUCAAACUCAUGCUGGUAGCUUUGAGAACACUGUCCACCCAUCUUGUCCUCUGUUGUCCCCUUCUCCUUGUGCCCUCCAUCUUUCCCAACAUCAGGGUCUUUUCCAGGGAGUCUUCUCAUGAGGUGGCCAAAGUAUUGGAGCCUCAGAAUUCAAAAGCAUCAAUUCUUCAGCGAUCAGCCUUCUUUAUGGUCCAGCUCUCACUUCCAUACAUCGCUACUGGAAAUGCCAACCCCCUAAUCCCGAGCCUCUUGAGGGUGGAGUAAGAGAGCACUCUCUGCUGAUCUCAUAACCCGAGAGGGUCUGUAAGGAAGGAGGUGGUCCUUCAGAUAUUUGGGACCUGAGUCCUUUAGGGCUUUAAACACUAACAUGAACACUUUGAUUUGGGCCCAGAAACAAACUGGCAACCAGUGCAGCUGUUUUAAAAUGGGUUAUAUGAUACCUAAAUGGAACCCCGGCCCCUAAUCUUGCUGCUGUGUUAUGGACCGGUUGAAGUUUCCGAGUUACCGUAUUUUUCGCUCCAUAAGACGCACCAGACCAUAAGACGCACCUAGUUUUUGGAGGAGGAAAACAAGAAAAAAAAUAUUCUGAAUCCCAGAAGCCAGAACAGCAAGAGGGAUCGCUGCACAGCGAAAGCAGCAAUCCCUCUUGCUGUUCUGGCUUCUGGGAUAGCUGUGCAGCAUGCAUUCGCUCCAUAAGACGCACACACAUUUCCCCUUACUUUUUAGGAGGGAAAAAGUGAGUCUUAUAGAGCAAAACAUACAGUAUCUUCAAGGAGAGCAGCUCCACACAGAGCACAUUGCAACAAUCCAAUCUGGAAGUUACUAGAGCAUGGAUUACAGCGACCAAAAGGGGCCACUUCCCAGAUGUGAGAACCUGGGCGCGCAUAACACCCUUUGUCUUUUCAGGAUUCAGCUUCAGUUUAUUGGCCAACAGUCAAAGCAUCAGUGUCUCCAAGCACUGGUCUAACACCUCUCCUGAUUCAGAUGAAACACACAGAGGGAGAGACCUCUCCCAAUAAAUGUCAUCCAAACAGUCUACAAAGACAGUGCAUGUGAGUGCAUUACACUACUCCAGUCCAGUUGUAACUAAGGCAUGCAGGAAUGUGGCUUGGCCUGUCCUGUUUGGGAAAAGGUGGUUUACCAGUCUAGGCUUAGCAAAGACUCUCCUGGCUACAGCUGCCACCUUGGAAACCCAGGAGGAGCGUGGAAUCCAAAAUCCUGGUUUGCAGUUGUAUGUCGUUUCCCCACAUACCUUACAUUCAAGCUGUUCGCAAUCGUGCAUAAGAGAAAGAACCCAAAACACAAGUAACAAGUCAUUAUCCAUAAUAAUUAUGAACUCAGUUUUCUGAGUGUUGGUCCAUAGCUGAAACAGCACUGUGCACGUUCAAGAAGGACGUGUCAUCAGGGCUGGAAGAGUCCCAAGGUUCGCAUCAGUACAAAAAGCUUAGGGGGGGAAAACCCUAAGGGAUGGACCCCCAUAAGCUGGUAGGCUGUUGAAUUGGGGGCUUGGACAUGGAAGAACAACACCAGAUCUGACCCACAAACGGCUAAAGAGAUCACCUUACCAGAAUUCCAUCUGCAAUAACGGCUACUUCUAAGGCUUCUGCUGUCAGAUUAAAACUCGGGCUUGAUUCUUUGACCACCAGCUUCUCUUAGUCCUCUUUUCAACCAUCUUCCAUUCAUGUCUUUAUUAUUAGUAAAAAUGUUUUUUAAAAAAUAAAUAAAUUGGUGCUUAAAAACAUACACAUAACACCUUCCUCUUCUUCCCCAUUUUUGCUGGCAGGGAAUGCGAAAACAGCCCAAUUUGCCAAAAUGAAAGCAACGUGGGGGUCAAUGCCUCAUUGAGGCCUGCAAGUCAGUCACCCUGUGGAGCUUGUCAAAUGAAGAAUAGCAGCCACAGCAGCGUGGGCUUAAUGGGGCUGAAGCAGAGGAUCGCGGGUCAUUUGCAUCAGCAAUAUUUUAAUUGGCCCAUAGGUACUUAAGUGAUUGGCAUUCUGAAAUUGCUUUAGGUAGCCUUAAUAUGUGAUGCUCAAUUUCAGAAGAGUGAUCUUCUAUUUCAUGAAAUAUAAUGAUGUGCAUUAAUUCUGUAGCGCAGCUGCAAAAUGUUAAGUCAUGGGAGUUUUCACUGCAGAUUUCUCAUGCCUCUGCGUCAAUUCUACAAAUUGGACCACUGAGAUGUAAUUCUUUCUCUCUCCCAGCAAUGCAGAAUGUGGAGGGGGGAGGGUUGGAGUUAAAUAGUUGCAUCCACUAUGGCCUCAUCAUUUUGUAGGUAACUUGCACACUUUAUUUUCACUCCUUAAAACAUUUUUGACGGUAGCUUUGAAAAUGGUUGGCUCCGAAUUGAGUUCAUGCUAGUUUGAAUACUUGCUAUUGGAGAACACAUAAACACUGGUGAAAUAUUUUGGUUUUUCAUAUUGGGUACAUCUUGCCUGACACGGGCAUUGAUGAGGUUUUUUUAACUGCAGAGGUAUUUUAGAAUUCUCAUUGUAAAUAAACAGAUUGCUGUGUCUGAAGCAUUGAACAAAGCUGUACAAAAGGCAAUCCCAGAUUGAGGACUUCAUUCACUGAAAUUAGGUACUCAGUGGAACUUAGUUCUGAGUUAAGGGUAGCGGGUGGUGCUGUGGUCUAAAUCGGUAAGCCUCUUGGGCUUGCCGAUCGGAAGGUCGGCGGUUCAAAUGCGCGUAGUGGAUAGAGCUCCUGUUGCUCUGUCCCUGCUCCUGCCAACCUAGCAGUUCGAAAGCACACCAGUGCAAGUAGAUAGAUAGGUACCACUGUGUAAGAAAGGUAAACGGCAUUUCCAUUCUCUCUGGCACUCGUCCUGGUGUCCCAUCAUGCUGGCCACAUGACUCGGAAAGCUGUGUGUGGACAAAUGCCAGGUCCCUUGGCCUGAAGCGAGAUAACCGUCCAGGGGUCCUUUGCCUUUAUAUUUUAGGCGGUAGGUAUUUUUUAAAAGUGAUAGUAUGGAUAGAUUAUUGCUACUACUGAUAGGGAAGUUUAAGAAAAUAAUUAUAUGAUCUAUAUGUGUGUUUAGUUGUUAUUCUCAUAAUUGUCCUCCAGCUAAAACUGAAAGAAAGCCUGAGGGCUAUUUGAGACAUAACACUGACAAACACAUAAGUGUCUAAGUGUGUUCUAGAUUCCGGUAGGUAGCCAUGUUGGUCUGAUGGAGUCAUAUAUAUAUAUAUAUAUCUCCAGUAGCACCUUAGAGACCAACUAAGUUUGUUCUUGGUAUGAGCUUUCGUGUGCAUGCACACUUCUUCAGAUACUCUGAAACAGAAGUCACCAGACCCUUCUAUAUAGUGGGAGGAUGGGGUGGGUUUUUUCUCAGGAAGGUAGUAGGAGAUGGGUGAUUGACUCAAUGGGUAUGGUCUAAGUGUGUAUAAGUGCAGGGAGGGGCACAUGGACAAGAAUUGGGAGGGAAUCUAGCCCUCCAGGUGAUGCUAAACUACAACUCCCAUCAUUCCUGGGAUGAUGGCUGGGGCUGAUGGGAAUUGUUGUUUAGAAACAUCUGGAGAGCUGCAGAUUGCCAUCUCUGGCCUAACCCUCAAACUGAAUCCAUUCUCCCCAUGUGCUUUACUUGUAGUCAGGCUUGCUUCUGUUAUCGUAACCCACCCAAGGGGAAAAUGGGGUGCGGGCAGGUAAGAUUUGAAUAGGGAAGUUGUAAGUGGUGAGAAGAUUGCCCCUCACAUGUGCACACAUUUGUUAUAAAACAGGACUCGCAGACAUACCGAUCUGUAUCAUCAUCAUAUAUUUCUAUAUCCUGUUCUUCUGUUGAUGUACUCACAUAACCUAACAGCACAGAUAAAAGAAAGUCCAAUAAAAUAAAAUACAAUAGAAAUAAGUGCUUAAACAAAAACAACAAUAUUACACAUGCUUUGUACAUAUUGGAGACAGAUUUGGGUUUAAACACACUGUUCUGCUUCCACUACAACAGUGAGAAAAAGGGACAUUUAGUGGCAAAACUGAGAGUAGUUCAUGCAUGAAUGUGCAUUGAUUCAUCACAGCAGAACAUCUGAACUGUCACAAUGUAAAAAGGAUUUUGUAUGAGACGAUAUUAAAGCUAUUCCUUCGCUCUAUGAUUGAUACUCUACACAUAGAAGCCAUUGCUUGAUGUUGCCUAAUGGGACAGACUUAAUCACCUAGCAUUGUGUUUCUUUCUAUGGUAGAUGAACAGGUGAGCAUACUCCUUCAGUGCACCAUAUGGUAAUGUAUGAGGCUGUACCUGCGUACACCUAAUUUGCAUCUGGGUUCUUCCAUUUGAGGUGAGAUAACUGCACCCAGGCCUCCACACAUCACCUUAAGUGUGUAGUACAGAGUUAUGCAAUGCUCACUUACUCUUCUACCAACCAGAGAGGAUAGCUGGCCAGAUAAAUGUGUCUGAUGGCAUAUAUGGGUAUCACACAGGUCAAGAGCCCAUUUGGGGGGCCUGUGAUUGGCUACAACUACCUGUUAAAUCGACCACAGCAAACUAUGGCAAGUUCUUAAAGAAAUGUGAGUGCCUGAUCACCUCAUCUGUCUCCUGAGAAAUCUCUAUGUGGGACAAGAAGCCACAGUUAGAACCGGAUAUGGAACAACUGAUUGGUUCAGAAUUGGGAAAGGAGUACGACAAGGCUGUAUAUUGUCUCUCUGCUUAUUUAACUUAUAUGCAGAAUUCAUCAUGCGAAAGGCUGGGCUGCCGGAAUCCCAUGCCGGAAUUAAGAUUGCCGGAAGAAAUAUCAACAACCUCAGAUAUGCAGAUGACACUACCUUGAUGGCAGAAAGUGAGGAGGAAUUAAAGAACCUUUUAUUGAGGGUGAAAGAGGAGAGCGCAAAAUAUGGUCUGAAUCUCAACAUCAAAAAAACGAAGAUCAUGGCCACUGGUCCCAACACCUGGCAAAUAGAAGGGGAAGAGAUGGAGGCAGUGAGAGAUUUUACUUUCUUGGGCUCCAUGAUCACUGCAGAUGGUGACAGCAGCCACAAAGUUAAAAGACGCCUGCUUCUAGGGAGAAAAGCAAUGACAAACCUAGACAUCAUCUUAAAAAGUAGAGACAUCACCUUGCCAACAAAGGUCCGUAGAGUAAAAGCUAUGGUUUUCCCCAAUAGUGAUGUAUGGAAGUGAGAGCUGGCCCAUAAAGAAGGCUGACCGCCGAAGAAUUGAUGCUUUUGAAUUCUGGUGCUGGAGGAGACUCUUGAGAGUCCCAUGGACUGCAAGAAGAUCAAACCUCUCCAUUCUUAAGGAAAUCAGCCCUGAGUGCUCACUGGAAGGACAGAUCGUGAAGCUGAGGCUCCAAUACUUUGGCCACCUCAUGAGAAGAGAAGACUCCCUGGAAAAGACCCUGAUGUUGGGAAAGAUUGAGGGCACAAGGCAAAGGGGACGACAGAGGACGAGAUGGUUGGAUAGUGUUCUCGAAGCUACCAGCAUGAGUUUGACCAAACUGCAGGAGGCAGUGGAAGACAGAAGUGCCUGGCGUGCUCUGGUCCAUGGGGUCAUGAAGAGUCGGACACGACUAAACAACAACAGCCUGUUAAAUGCAUUGUUGGUGGUAAACCUAGGUUUAUCUCUGUAUAUGUGUGUGGCAAUCACACAGGGUUCCUGGACAUUUGACGGUCUAUUGAUCCCUGUGGCACCACUGUGAUUGCUUUCUCGCUGACACCAACCCGUUUCUCUUGGGUAUGCACCGAGUCCAGACAGUUGUUAACAUUAAAACAAAUAAUCAAGUUUAUUUUAUAAGCAUGAACAAGUUUAUGGUUUCAUAUAAUUUUUCUUGUCAGUUUCUUAUCCUUAGUUUCUAUACCGGCCUAUACCUUCCUGAUAACUUCUAACUGAUUAUCCCAACUGUCUGUCUGACUCAUCCUAACAGUUUCACUCACUCUCUCACAUCAAAACUAGACCAAUCCACAGACUUAUCCUCCCUCUUCCUUCUCCAACUCCCAACUGACUUCCCAACAACUCUAACUAUAACUUCUCCCCUUGGGUUCCCACUGGCCAAUCACUUCACACUCAUUUAACCCUUUCCUUAUGACCCACCUAGGAGGGCAAACACCACAAUGUGGAACAUCCCUUAUACUGCCUUCAUUAACCCUCAUUAAACUGCCUUAAUUCAAGCACUAACUUGCUGGUGUUUCUUUCAGCUCCUUAGGAUGACAAUAGCUAAACAAAGACUCGGAGAUGAGGAGGUGGGGGCACGCCACUUCGCACCACAUGAACGUGAAGACCUGGUCCAGCAAUUGGAGAAAGCACGAGAACAAGUACUUACCAAUGAGCGUGGCUUAUAAUUGUACAUCUGUUCCUGGUACCUCCAGAAUAUACUUUUGGAUCUUGAGUUGUUUGUAGGUCAGAAGUAAAAACAUAUACAGUGGUACCUCGGGUUAGCUACUUAAUUCGUUCCGGAGGUCCGUUCUUAACCUGAAACUGUUCUUAACCUGAAGCACCACUUUAGCUAAUGGGGCCUCCCGCUGCUGCCGUGCCGCCGGAGCACGAUUUCUGUUCUUAUCCUGAAGCAAAGUUCGUUCUUAACCUGAAGCACUAUUUCUGGGUUAGCAGAGUCUGUAACCUGAAACGUAUGUAACCCGAGGUACCACUGUAAAGAGACAUUCUGUAUCAGGCCAGACAUCAUAUCUUCUGACAUCCAGUUACCUUACAGCAUUUAGUUGGAUGCUACCCAGAAGCCCACAAGCAAAGCAUGAAAUCCAAAAUCCUCUCCAAAUUCCUAACAGAAUUUGUCUAGUUCCUUUCUAAUGGCCAUCGCUACACCUGGGCUUUGAAUUUCAUAAAUAAAUGUGUUGUGUGAAGAAGUAUUUUCUUUUGGGACAUAAUCCAGUUUUAAUAGUUCCCCUCCUGCCUAUCGCUUCUGCUCAGCCUCCUCCCUUGCCUCAGCCAGGCUCCCUACCAUAAGGAGAGGUGUAAUUUGGGUAUUAGGGACGCGGGUGGCGCUGUGGGUUAAACCGCAGAGCCUAGGGCUUGCCGAUCAGAAGGUCGGCGGUUUGAAUCCCUGCGACGGGGUGAGCUCCCAUUGUUUAGUCCCUGCUCCUGCCAACCUAGCAGUUCGAAAGCACGAAGUGCAAGUAGAUAAAAGGUAAACGGUACCUUUAAUUUGGUGAUUAACUUCUCUUUUUCAAAGCUUUGCUUGCAGAAACAGGUUAUUUUGUACAUAGGUUAAUAUAAUAUUCAACAGAAUACAGUAAUGCAUUUGAGUUCUGGUUUUUUGUCAGAUUGAGACUCUGCAACAUGAUCUUCAAGCAGCAUUGGAUGAACUACAGGAUGUAAAAGAGGAGCGCUCUUCUUACCAAGAUAAGUCUGACAGAUUAAACCAGGAGCUUAACCAUGUUCUUGGAGGACAUGUAAACCGCAUUAUCGAUAUUGAUGCUCUUUGUAUGGAGAACAGGUGAGUUUGUUUAGAAAUUGUUAUAACUUAUCGGGACAAUGGGCCACAUAGCAUUCACAAGGGUCACCUCGAAACCUAAGUCGUUGCUAGUACAGUGGUACCUCGGGUUAAGUACUUAAUUCGUUCCGGAGGUCUGUUCUUAACCUGAAGCACCACUUUAGCUAAUGUGGCCUCCUGCUGCUGCCGCGCUGCCGGAGCAUGAUUUCUGUUCUUAUCCUGAAGCAAAGUUCUUAACCUGAAGCACUAUUUCUGGGUUAGCAGAGUCUGUAACCUGAAUCGUUUGUAACCUGAAGCGUAUGUGACCCGAGGUACCACUGUAUUUUGCAGUUCUAAAUUUUAGUUUAAAAGCAAUAAGAUACUCCAGAAGACUUUGGAGCCAAAUUUGCACUACAAAGAAUUUUUUCCUAAAAAAAUAAAGCCAGUAACAUACCAUCAAGUGUAAGAAGCUAUCACUGUUUCUUAAAAAGCCCCACCCAGCUGUUUAAUUAUGUGGGAAAGGUAUUUGAGAGAAUAGUGUGGCAAUACUUUCAGGUUCUACAAAAUAUGGGGUUAGGCGCAAAGUUUAUCUUAAGGAUUAAAUUAAUUGUCACUAAUCUGACUCCUUCAAUUUGGGUCAAUAAAACAAGGCUCGAGAAAUACAGACUCCAGUGAGGUACCCGACAGAGUUGUCCACUGUCACCAAUUUUAUUCAACAUUAAAUUUUAAGGGGGGGUCUAGCUGGUAGCAAGACCACCAUGAACUGAGCCAGGACCCUGGUGGGCUUGUUUUAUAAUGGGCUUAGCAAGGGAUGGGUGAAUCCUUCAGUUCACCAUUGUAGCUUGAGUCCCCUCAGUUUUCGAGCUGCUAAUUUAUUCCAAGUUCAAGAUGUUGCUUUUAGCGCAUAAAACUUUUUAAAGCUUGCAGCCAGUUUACUUGAAGGAUGACCUUUCCCCAUGUAUAUCCAUUUGACCGCUUCACUCUGCAGAACUGGCAGAUUUACAAGUGCCACACAAUGUUCACUCUGCACUUAGAAGGAAUUGAUCCUACACUCUGGAAUUCCCUCCCCAUUGAUGCUGUGCCCUGUAUUGUUUCCUGUGUCUGCUAAAAAACAUUUUUAGGCAAGCCUGCUAUAAUGGUAUGGGGUUGCUCGUGCAUAAGUUGCCGCCUCUCCUGGCUAUGUUGCCUUGUUAAACCUUUCUGUCUGGACAGCCCUUCAGUUCGUGGCUGCCUCAGUCGCUGGCAGAAUCCGUCAGUGGGCGUUUCUUAAACCUUUUCCAACAUAAAAGUUGUUUGACACCCAGUCUCCUCCUACUUUCUCUGCGCGGAAGUCUUCUGCGCAGGGAGGGCGUGGGUAGCGGAGGACCAGUGCUCUCCCCGCUGGUGUCCGGUGAAGAGUCUGGGAGCCCUCUCGCCGAUUCCCCCAUCUGCCCCUCCUUAUUCCUGGUGUUGCACUGAAUUGCUUCCCCAUCUGCUGAGCUGCCUCUCUCCCUGCUGGGCCCUUCUCCAGCAUCAUUAGAGAGCCUUCCCUCCACCUCUAGCUCCGAUGUCAGUUCCCUGACACCUACCCAUCCAUGUAAACUUGACAUAUACUUGAUCAUGAGAUUUUAUUUUAUUAUGGUAUUUUUUUUAAGCUGCUGAUUUUACUUACGCUUUGAAAAUGUUUAGGUCAGCUUGUUUUUAAAUUUUGGUUUUAUUGAUACUUUUAAUGUAUAUUUUUUGUAAACCACAUAGAGAUUGUUGAUGCUUAACCAGUACAUUAAUCCUGCUAAUUAAUUAAAUAAGCAAAUUACAAACUCCAGCUCUUUCACUAUCUCUGCAUUACUUUCUGUUACCUUUUAAAAUGGCUCAAUGGAUAAACAGCUUCAUGAAAGUAAUAUAGUCUGUUUUCUGACUUUCCAGAUAUCUUCAUGAGAGAUUAAAGCAAAUUCAAGAAGAGGUCAACAUUCUCAAAUCAAAUAUUGUAAAGUAUAAGGUAGAUUUUGUUUUUGUGAUAUAAUAUGCAAUCAGUUUCAUUCAUGUGUUUGUGGUGUGCACCUGUAUUUAUUUUCCAUCUUGUUACACAUUCAGAGAGUUGAUUAGAAAGUAGAUUCAUUCACAAAAAUACAGAGUGCCACACCUUUUCUGUGUUCAUAGAGACCUUUAGGGUGAUUUUAGUAACGGGAAUUGACCUAUUUUCUUUUACAUAAAGGUUUUCAACAUUAUAUGUUCUGCUAGUAUUGGAAGGCUUAAUCACAAACCCAUAGUGAUUAAAACAUGUUUUAUUUGCUUGUUAGAAAAGAUCUCAAUUAGCUUUAUCCCCCAUGAGAAUGCAAUUGCUACAGAUGAAAUUGCUGUAAAAGAAUUCUGUACAAUUAUUCAGCUGCCCAAAUCUGUUUAGAUUUUUUUCAACAAUAAAAUGAUUUAUCCAUCAUGUUCAGUUGAAAGCGACCAUUAAUAUUGCUUAUGUAUUCUGAAAAUUACUCUUUUACUUAUUGUUAUUAUUUAAUUUAUAUGCCACUCUUCCUCCAAGGAUCACAGGGUAGUUUACAAUAUAAAAACACCAAAAAUACUUUUUAUUGUGAUAUAGUGGGAUAUUUAUUUUAGACUAAUAUCCAGGAUGUCUGAAAUCCUUUCCUAUGUACCUCUGUUUUCUACUUAAGUUGGGUGUGAAUAUGUAGUAAAAUAAUCUUCCAUUUGCCAUAACCUUACAGACAACAUGGAUGCUGUGUUAAGUUACUCUUUGCUGGUGGUUACAUAUUCACACACAGUUUUUUAAUAAAUAAAUAAAUUUGGACAGUUUGAGGGACCAAAGUUUGAUUUCUUAACCUCUCAGUCUAAUCAAAAGUUUCGUCGACAUUUUCUACUAAAAAAAACCACAUUUUUUAUAUACUAAAACAAAUUACCAUUCUUUGAUUGCUGUUUGUUUUAGAAUGCACUAGAGAGGAGGAAAAAUUCCAAGUCUCACAGCAAGUCAAAUAGCAGUGCACUAACUGGAGUCCUUUCUGCUAAGCAAGGUACUGCAUUGGUUUUUGUCUUGCCUUUUCUCUCCGAAAACUAAGAACUGCUAUUCUGAGACUUCAGCAAAACAGCGAAGAUUGUGUUCAUGUGUUCAUGUUCUCGCUUUGAGAUACUGCAAUAACUUUGAGCGAUACAAUGAACACCCUCAAAAGUCACCAUUUCUGUGAGGGAAGCUAAGAACUGCUGUUCUGGGGCUUCAAUGAAAACAGAUCAAGGGGUUGCAGUAAUAAUGAAUAGAAUUUGAUUCUUUCGCCACCCCCGAUGUCUAUUGAUGUGUCAUUUCCAGGCUUCUAUCUCCAUAAAACUAAGUCAGUAUUUCUUUUGUUUUUAUUUUUCCAGUCCAAGAGUUGUUAUCAGAGGAUCAUGGAUGCAGUCUGCCAGCCACACCACAGUCCAUUUAUGACCUUAAAUCUUUGGCUACUGCUUUACUGGAGACAAUCCAUGAGAAAAACAUGGUCAUUCAGCAUCAGAGGCAAACCAACAAGUAGGCACUUUCACAGAAACAAAGAAUUGCAGAGUUGUAAGGGAUCCUGAGGUUCAUCUAUUCCAGUCCCCUCUGCAAUGCAAGAAUAUGCGGUUGUCCCAUACGGGGUUCGAACUUUCAGUUGACUUAGUUUAAAAUCUGCUUUGCAUUUCGUUUUAAAGGCUUUUAUCUUGGGGUAUAGAGAAAACGCCAAACAGUGUGAAUGUGUGUGUGCAUCUUUAUGUAAUUGUGAAAUUGUAGUCAUUUUGCCGUUAACCCAGUGCAUCAGUUUUGAGAGAUACAUAUUGCUGACAUCACCAGCAUUAUUAGCACCAUCCACGUGCGUGGUGCUUUGCAAAGCAUAAGAAGACAGGUCUGCGCCCUAAGAAGCUUAUGGUCUAAAAUCCAACAUAGAGAAGCAGGAAGGACUCGGUGGCAGGGUUAAUAAAGGAAAGAAUAUGCUGUUACAUUCGUACCUUGUUUUGCGACUGGGAUGCGUUCCAGAGCCCCGGGUGCUAGACGAAAAGGACGCACGACAAAGCGCCGCUCUGCACAUGCACGCAGAGUGGUUUGCACUUCUGCGCAUGCGCGAGAGGCAAACCCGGAAGUAAUCCCUUCCGGUACUUCCGGUUUGCUGCGGACGUUCGACGAAAUGGCCGCUUGACUCAAAACGAGGUACCACUGUAUUUCAGUGGAAGUGCUUAGGUUUCGCUACUGGCUAAGAUAAGGUUGGGCUUAGCAUCUAAACCUGGGCAUGUGGCUAAAUUUGCUUUUCACUGACCACUAACCUCUCCAUGUGGUCUGUAAUUGUGUGAGCGAAUGACCAGGUGGAUAGAGCUACAAUCUCAAGUAGGACUGUACUAGUGACAGUUCUGAACUCUGGAAUUGCCCUGGGUGAAUUCUGGGCAAUAUGUUACCAAAACCCUUGAUGUUACAUUUUUAACAUUACUCACAAUUGUGGCUUGAUAAACACGAACGUGCAUUCCUUCUUUAAGGUGUACUGUACAGUUCCGUUAGCAUUACAGAGAUAAUUUCUUUCAAAAUAUUGAUUUUUAAAAACUCUUUUCUUUCAAAAUACACAAUUUUUAAACUAUAGGGGUAUGGUUUUUUACUCACGAGCUGCAUUGGAACAAUUUAGGAAGUGUAAAAUCAAGUUGCAGUGAGAAGUACACAUUAGCACAAGAUGUAUAGAUUAGGUCAGGGCACACUGGAAUUCACAAAAAUGGAGUUCCUCAAAACAUCCUUAAUUGCAGUCACUAGUAAAUACAUAUUGCAAUAAUACAACAUAUUCCUUGUUACAGUAGUUGUCAAGUAAACUGCAGAUUCCAUAGGAUUUGUUCAUAUGUAGACUGGAUGUAUGGUAACAAGAGAUCAGUGGAUUUGAGGCAAAUAUGCAGGAAGGCGUUCUGAUUACCGUAUUUUUCGCUAUAUAAGACGCACCAGACCACAAGACGCACCUAGUUUUUUGAGGAGGAAAACAAGAAAAAAUAUAUUCUGAAUCUCAGAAGCCAGAACAGCAAGAGGGAUUGCUGCGCAGUGAAAGCAGCGAUCCCUCUUGCUGUUCUGGCUUCUGGGAUAGCUGCGCAGCCUGCAUUCGCUCCAUAAGACGCACACACACAUUUUCCCUUAUUUUUAAGGAGGAAAAAAGUGAGUCUUACAGAGCAAAAAAUAGGGUAAUUAUGAAGGAGAAGUGAACCCGUUAAUGUAGUCUGCAAAUGUGGUGCAGAAUACAAGCAAGUCCUGAGAUUGUACACCCAUUUCAGGAGUGGGUGGAUUGCAUGGGCAUAUCUCAUAUAUAUAUAUAUUAUUUCAGAAUAAUUUAUGAUAUAUUGGAGACGUUUUUAACCUGAUGUGGAAAAAAUAUAUGCAUUUCACGUGAAUUAAUCUAUAUCAUACGUUUAAAUGUAAAUUUGUGUAUCACAAGCGAGUGUCUUCUGUCACGACACUGAAUAUCACCUAUCAUUGGAUAUUACCCAUCAAACAGGGCACAUGCCCAUCCGUGGUGUGUUCCCUGCUUACUAUACUUAUAAUUACAUUUCAUGGAACAUUUUAUCUUCAUUUCAGAAUCUUAGGCAAUCGUGUAGCAGAACUGGAGAAAAAGUUGAGGACUUUAGAAGUCUCUGGUUUGUGGAGUCUUCCAGGUAAGUCAGAAUUCAUAGUCGUACUUAAUUUGGGGGUAUCUGAACAUAAGGACAUUUAAAAAUGUGUAUUUCAUAAGAAACCUGCUGUUUACAUUAGAAAAUGCAUUGUUUUCCUCAUUUACUGCAGGGUUUGUUUUUUUAGUCUCUAUAAGAAAAGUAAUAUGGAAAUAUUUUUACUGAACAAGAAACCUUUGUUUUCUUUCACACAUAACAGUUAGAUUUUUCUGAAAUGAAAGCCUUUUAAAGGUUCUUUGACAACAUAAUUAAUGAUGUGUUACAUUUAUCAAUCACAUCUUGCCACAUAAUUUUUCUGAACAUGUAGGCUUCUCAGACUUAAGGAGAAAAACUACCUGGGGAUGCCACCAGGAGAUUGCCCGUGAUCUCUCUCUCUAUGUGAAAACUUUGUCCUUCCAAUAAAAGCUUUCCAGGGAUAAGGGCCUUUUUGACACAGAAGACUUCAAACAUACAAUUCUGUAGUAGUUUAGUUUCAGGAGAGCUGUGAGUUAGGAUUUAUUUUAAAUUCUUCACCAUGCAGAUGUCCCUAAAGCAUAGUAAGAACAUGGGAAAUGAAAGCUAAAACGAUUCUAACAAUGAAGUCCCUAUGCAUGUGCAUUUAGAACUGAAUCUCACCGGGUUGUGAUGCUCAAAGUAGAGCCGUUGUAAUCAGUAGGCUUUUCUCACUGAAGUCCAUUGAUUUCAGUGGCUCUGAGGGCGAAUUGGUUGGACAAAGUCCAUUGAGUUCAGUGAGACUUAACUUCCCAGCAAGUAUUUACAGACAGCAACCAUUUGCGUGUCUGCCGACACACAGGUCCUUUUGGACCCGGGAGAGAGCAGAACAGGCCUGUGCAACGUAUUGAUACAACACCCGGGACCUGUAUGAGGGGCAGACCACGAUGGCAGCUUUAAAAAAGGUAAAGGGACCCCUGACCAUUAGGUCCAGUUGUGACUGACUCUGGGGUUGUGGCACUCAUCUCGCUUUAUUGGCCGAGGGAGCCAGCGUACAGCUUCCGGGUCAUGUGGCCAGCAUGACUAAGCCACUUCUGGCGAACCAGAACAGCGCAUGGAAACGCCGUUUACCUUCCCGCCGGAGCGGUACCUAUUUAUCUAAUUGCACUUUGGUGUGCUUUUGAACUGCUAGGUUGGCAAGACCAAGGACCGAGCAACGGGAGCUCAUUCCGUCGUGGGGAUUCGAACCGCUGACCUUCUGAUCGGCAAGUCCUAGGCUCUGUGGUUUAACCCACAGCGCCACCCGCGUCCCAGCAGUAUAUUGCGGAUGAAACCAACACCGCUUCUGCCUCCCUCUGUGAUCAGCACCACUUUCAACAUCAAGCCUCUAGCAGCAGAGGGACAGGAGCAGCAGUGGUUUCACCCACAAUAUACUGCCAGGUGAAGCCGCCAUCGCAAUCUGCCCCUCAUACCGCAGAGGGAGGAGAAAGCUGUAUCGCGCACCCCUCAAGUGAGCAAGCCUUGAUGCCUUGUGUGCAAGCUCGAGAGGCCUGCAGCUCGCUCAGCUGGGGUUCAGGAAUUAUUAUUAUUAUUAUUAUUAUUAUUAUUAUUAUUUAUACCCUGCCCUCCCUAGCCAAGACCGGGCUCAGGGCGGCUAACACCAGGUAUAAAAACAAUUGAUUAAAAUACAACUUAAAAACAAGAUUAAAAUAGAACAUUAAAAUGCAGCCUCAUUUCAGUAGAAACUGAAAUCAAGAACAGUGGAAAGCUCAGCUGGGGGGGGGGGGACCCUUUUUGCUCCCCACCUGAGCCACACAAAAAAGCUGCACCAUUCCCAGCCCACGAGUCAUUGGGGUGAAAGCACCUCAGCCCCCGCCCCCCCAGUGAGAGCUGAGGCAGUUUUCACCCCGCACCUUGCGUGCUGUGGCCGAUGCAACUUGUUCUUUUAACAUUGCGGUGUAUCCGCAGAUCCCGAUGGCUGGCGAUAAAUCGCGAUGUUGAAAACCUGGCAUUGCUCGGCCCUCCCACUGACAUGCACAGGGGUCAGGAACGGAAUCCCCAUGCAAAAUGGUCACCGCCUGUAUAGGAUUGCAGUGUCCCCCCUAAUUUUAUUCUACUUCAAACAUAUUCCUGAAAUUCGCUUUACAAAUUGUGCCUUCUUGUUAGGACAAUGUAUUUGCUAUGCAGAUCAACAUUUUUAUUUUUAUUCUGUUGCAAUCUGGAGAGUGCUACAUUGGCUGCCUCUAGCAUAGUCGGUAUAGGCUGCAGAAUGUAUAUUGUUCAUGGCACAGACUUAUUGAUAAACUUUGCUGCAUAGUAUGCACAUCCUUGAGAAUUGUCGUGUCUAUGGAGGACAUCAGCAUUUUGAGGAGUGUUUAGUUCACAUGACGGAACAGUUAACAGUUAAUGGCUAUGCUGAAUGUUUGACUCUUGAUUUUCAGUACAAAAGCAAUGUUGGCUAUGUGUGUGUAAAUUUCUUCUUGGAAAGAUCACACAUAAUCAUUCACCUUUUGUGUUUGUAGCCAUUUUCUCUGGUCAGCUACAGGUUCAGUCCAUUUCUUUUUAAAAAAGAAAAACUUCUUUCUUUUUUUUAGCAUGACCCCAACCAACAGGGAACAUAUAGAAGGUGUGAUAACAUAACUCUGUGCUUAUCUCAGUGACAAAAGAAGGGUGAGGUCAUUUAGAGUGAGGUCAAGUCCUUCCUGGCCUGGUCAGAUAGCGAUCUCAAACUGGCUGAUCACAACUUCCCUCUAUCGAGUUCAUCACCAUGAUGGUUGUCAAGCAUAAAUAAUGAAUGGUCUAGAAAUUUGCUUAUGCACUAUCUCAGUGGACCUCAGAAUCAAGAGCCUUGCUGUAAUUGCCUAUUGGUUGACUAUGUAAGAACACUCAAAUUGAUGGAAUAGGGCAUAUAAUGUAGCUAUAAUAAGGUAUAUAAAAUAUUAUCAGUGUGGAACUGCUGAACUUUUCAGCCUGGAAACUAUUGAAACUGACAUUUUUCUCCAAGAAAAUGCUUUCACUAAACUGUAGACUCUUUUCAUAACUCCUAUAUAGUUUUCUCUGCCUUUAUGGCCUUUAAUAUCAAAAGUUAGCAUAUGACUAAGAAUAUCUUACCUAGCGUAUUUUAUUGCAUGCCUGAAUGCAUUUUGUUUUGUCCCUGAUCUAUUCAGAAGCUCUGACAUCCAUAAAUCGCUUUUGCCGCUUGCUUUCAUAAAUCCAAAAAAAAUGAAUAUUUAGAUGAGGUUGAGAAGUGCAGAUCCAGUAAACGAAUUUUGUUUUACUGGACUGACUGGUUGUUAUCACUUCUGAACUAUGUUCUCUCUUCUGCAAGCAUAGAUGCUCAGAGCAGGAGUAAGAUUAAAAUUAGGUGUUAGCCUCCCCAUCGUUAAUUUGAUGUGUGUUCAGUCGCUUAGAGGAAAGAAAGCAGGAAGCCAUAGCAAUCCUAAGAAACCUUACCCUGGAACUCAAUGAUAGGGCUAGCAGUGGCACACAGCAUGCAGUAGCUUGUCAGGCCACAUGUACCUUAGCAGGACUCAGCAGUGCUGCUUUCAACCCUACCAGCCCAUUCAGUCUCCUGGCUAUGAGUUUACCUGGUAGCCGUGGUAAUGCUCUAGUUCAGGGGUUGGCAAGGUUUACCUCGCCUGGGCCAAUUCACUCCAGCGGAGAUCCCUCUGUGGCUGGAUCGCGCGCGCGCCUGCCUAAGUGCGCGUGCACGCAAUUUCUGGUGUCUGCACAGAUGCAAUUUUCUGCAUCUGCGCUGACGCGAUUUCCUGCGCCACGGAAGUGAGGCACCACGGUGCGCCAGUUUAGUGCAGUGUGCAGGGACUUGCUGAGCGGGCUGUUUGGUUCAGGGGCAACUCGUGGGCCGGUUAAAUGACCCCCUUGGGCCGCUUGUGGCCCAUGGGCCUUAGGUUGCCUACCCCUGCUCUAGUUUCCACCUGCCAUUUUGAAUUUCCCACAGUGCCCUGGUGGGGAAUAUUUUUGGCCUGGUGGACUAGAUCUCUUAUCUUCCCCGCCUCACCAACAAGUGGGUGGGACCAGUCACCUGUCAAGCAUCUGUUGUCAUAUUGACAUUGGGCGAUUGAUCGGUGGGGGGCCCCAUCCACCUGACAAAGCUGGACUGCUGGAGUAGAGAGGUGAUAACUACAUAAAGCAGCGUUGAACUUCCCACACACCAGCUGAUGCACAGUGAGUUCAAGUCUCGAUUUAUGCAGGAUUCAGGCAGCUAAUUUCAGCUACUGGAUAUGUACCCAUAGCAAGCAGGAUUGAAUUGUGGUCUUCUAUAUGCAUCUAGGAUACUGUUGUUGUUGUUGCUUUUUUAAAAAAGGGAAAGAAACAACAACCAGCAACUCCAAAACAUAAAUUCAGACCACACUCACACCUAUGAUCUUCCCCUGAAGACUGGAAUAUACAGACCAGGAAAUUUAUAUAGCCCACGUGAUCAUUUUAAGUAUAUAUUUCUGCUCUUAAUUCUACUCCACUUGCUUUAGUUAUUUCUUUUCUACUGCUAUAUUUCAUUUUAUAAUUGAUUACAGGGGACAUAAUCUCCCUUCAGUAAACCAGAGUGCCACUCCUCCAGAUAGCUUCAUCUUUGUUAAUAAACUCCAUGUUUCCUUUUCUGUAGAUUAUAGCCCAGGUCUUCUUGGUGCAAGCUCCUACAGGCCUUGUGAAAUUGCAUUUCCUUGCAGCCAGGGUGUGAUGCCUUGCCUCCUACACUAUCCAUACUCUUGUUUCCGUUGCAAGAUUGCAGGACUAAACUUUGUGCAUUGAUUGAGGCUUCCAACUAGGCUAAUGAGUGUGAAGUUGUGCUCACAUUAGUGAGAGCCCCUUCUUGGAUGCUUGAGAUUGGGAUCAGGGCAAUGACAGCCUUGCAAUUAGGGCUGUGCUUUGACUCAGUUCUAAGGGCCACUCCUGCUUCCCUCUUUCUCUGCCCCAAGGCUAACGAAGUUAACCUGGGCUCCUCUGGGGGAAAGGCAGGGUGCAAAUUUAGACAUAACAACAACAGAUCAGGACAGGGGGACACAGAACUGCUAGGUGACCCCAGCAGAUCAUCCCUUCUUGUUGUGGACCAAGACUACAUCCCAGAAUCUUCAGCUGAAAACUGACACUGUGUUUUCAUUUCCUUUGGAGUCUUAACCUUGUUGAGAAUGGCACACAUGGCAUCAGUUGCCUUUGGAGUCUUAACCUUGUUGAGAAUGGCACACAUGGCAUCAGUUUCCUCCUGAGGAUUCUGGGAUUUGUAGUUGAAAUCUCUGGCCAGGAAAAAAAUGUCCUGUACGGACUUUGUGAAAGCACACCACCACUUUUGCCACCCCUCCCACACGGUAACUUACUUGGUUGGUUUUGAUUAUAUACCUUCCUCUGACCCUUCUGAUUCUGCUCAGACCGAUGCCUGUUUUGAUACAUGUUUGAACCCCUGUGUAUUUUGAUCUGCACAGCCGCUUCUGGCCUACUUGGUCUGCCAGCUAGCUCACCCCAGAACCUGUCUUCCUGAAGCUUGACCUUUUCCAUGGCCUGACAACCAUUGUUCCUUGAAUCUUGAUUAAGAUCCCAAACCUGGAUUGAAACCAAAGUUGAGCUUGCUCACCUGCCCUGUUCUCAGUGUAUGUGUAUCUUGCAAGCGAAAAUGACUUAACCAUGGUUUGCUUGGUAGAGAUACAAGACUUAAACAUGGUGACUGCAGAGCAUGAUAAACAGACCCACCUCAAACCAUGGUUUUGCAUCUUGGCUUGUAUUCAAUUGCUGCUCACACUCUAGGGUUUGGUCUUCUGUUUCAAGUAGCCCACAAUCCACUAAAUAAAGUGUUUUGGCCUUUAAAACAGAACACUGGCAAAAGACAGACGAUGGUUUUAGAAUACCUUUGUUCUAUUAUUUCUGUUUAGGCAUCAAAUUAAUAUUUAUAUAAUAAUUUUUCUUUCCUUCCUUUUUUUCUUGCUGCCUGAAGGCCUGAGCUACAAUGUCUCAGUGGGAUUUGGGAGUAGGUUCUGUUUGACAUAUGUAUUUUUAGUAACUAAUCUUAGCGGUGCAUUAAAUAUUGUCACUGCAUGUAAAUAAAUGGAAAUGUUAUCUGAAUGUUUUUCUAUAUCUGUCAGAUUAAGAUGUUCAACCGAGUAAGUUAGAUGGCCACAAGAGAAAUACAGAACACUGUAAAAUUAUUUUUAAUUGGGAGAAAUGGUAAUAAGGAAGGAUACGAGCUAGUGCUGAAUAUAAUCACGGGUUGUGCAGAACGAUGUGAUUUUGUAGCUUUUUUAUAUAAAAAAAAAUGACAAGCAGUAAGUCGAGACAAUUUCCCCCCUUUAACUCAGCAAUUAUGAGUAUGGAUAUCACCCAGUGUCGCUACUUACAUUUUAAUUCCGUGAGUGUUGCUAUCUGGUUUAUGCAUUUCAGAUCCAAACAUCAUGGAACCCAAAGACACUGAUGGUAAAUGGAGAAGGCGGACAUGCCGAACCCAUUCAGGGUUUCUACAUCCCUCACAUAUUGAAGGACAGCAGGGAUGCUAGAGAACAAGCUUUGCAUGUAGAAAGUUCCAAGAUUUAUCCCUCGCACCCCCAAUUAAAUAACCAGAAUAGAUAGACCAAGGGGUGGCUCAAUAUAGUACACAUUUUUAAUGUACACAUUUUUUUAGUAGGAUAGGGAAGGUGGCAAAGUCGCCCUUUUGGGGAGGCCGUUUUUGACAGUAUCCCUGUGACAAGAACUUAAGAUGAGAUAAGAGGAACCUAAUUUAAUUAAUACUUGAGUUAAAAUGUUUCUUACUUUAGCCAUUCAAAAUACUGAUUCAGAUAUUUGGAGUGUGACACAUGCUAAGCCAGUACAGUGGUGCCUCGCAAGACGAAAUUAAUUCGUUCUGCGAGUUUUUUCGUCUUGCGAGUUUCUUCGUCUUGCGAAGCACAGUUUAAUUUUUUUCAAAAAAAUCUUCAAAAACCUCAAAAAAGGCUACCACACUAUGAGUUGCUAUGAGUUGCUCCCCGAAGUCAAGUCGCAACUACACCUCUUCAAGCAAUGCACCCUGUAUUACUGUAACGGUUUUAAGAAAAAGGAAACAAACUUGCAAGACGUUUCCGUCUUGCGAAGCAAGCCCAUAGGGAAAUUCGUCUCGUGAAGCAACUAAAAAAACCAAAAACUCUUUCGUCUUGCGAGUUUUUCGUCUUGCGAGGCAUUCGUCUUGCGAGGUACCACUGUACGUAGAUAAAAACAAACAAAAAGUCUCCUUUUAUCCAAGCAUUUGAAUCAAGCCAAUUUAACUUUUCUUUUCUUUUUGAAGAUUAAUGAGUUGGUUCCUGCUUUCCUCUUUCAUUUGUUAGAUCUUUAAUUUUAAUUAGGACCAGAUUCUUGUAUGUUCCUCCAUCCAGUCUUGUAAAGGAAAUGUGUUGUGUAAGGUAAAGGUACCCCUGACCGUUAGGUCCAGUCAUGGAUGACUCUGGGGUUCCAUGCUCAUCUUGCUUUACUGGCCAAGGGAGCCAGUGUACAGUUUCCAGGUCAUGUGGCCAGCAUGACUAAGCCGCUUCUGGCGAACCAGAGCAGCACACGGAAACGCCGUUUACCUUCCCGCCGGAGCGGUACCUAUUUAUCUACUUGCACUUUGACGUGCUUUUGAACUGCUAGGUUGGCAGGAGCAGGGACCAAGCAACAGAAGCUCACCCCGUCACGGGGAUUUGAACCACCGACCUUCCAAUCAGCAAGCCCUAGGCUCAGUGGUUUAGACCACAGCGCCACCCGCGUCCCGUAUAAUGUGUUACAUAGUAAAACUGAAAAACCUCAUCAUUAGUCUUUGGAGACCAGGAUUAAUACCUUCCCUUCAGCAUCCAUCCCCCCCCCCCCACACAAGCAGAGGGAAUUUCCCUCUAGUUUUCUAAUGAAGUUACCAAACUAUGUUUACAUGUGCUAAACCAUACAGAAUAGACACACAUAAUGAACGAGGCAACAGAAAAGUAAAGCUGCUCAGCCUUCUGCUCUCAUUUAGAAGUGAUAAAUGAGAAGCCUGUAGGACUCUACACCAUGCCAACAUUGCCCCACUUUCAGGAAGGGGUGACACUUGCGCAGGGAAGAACCCUGGUAUAGCAGCCUCUACUGGAGUCGGUAAACAUUGAUGGAGAGAGGGCAUAAUGCAUUGUCAGGCAAUAGAUCUCCCUAGAAUACUUUCGGGGUCGCUGUUUUAAUACAGAAACAGUAGUAUAGCUAUUCUGAGGGACUAGCUAUGUGUUGCAUGCAAACACAUGAAACAGAGGUGGUGCACUUUGUUCCUAAAAAAAGAAGGAAGUAGCAGGGGAAUAAAUAAAAAAAACACUUUUGGCUUCCUAGUACAUUAUCAUGGUUAGAGGCAUAUGAAAGCAGGCGUUUUUUAAUGGUUUAAAUCAGGGGUCAGCAAACUUUUUCAGCAGGGGUCCGCUCCACUGUCCCUCAGACCUUGUGGGGGGCUGGACUAUAUUUUGAAGGGGGGGGGAUGAACAAAUUCCUAUGCCUCACAAAUAACCCAAAGAUGCAUUUCAAAUAAUAGGACACACGCUGAUUCCCGGACCGUCCGUGGGCCGGAUUUAGAAGGCGAUUGGGCUGGAUCCAGCCCCCGGGCCUUAGAUUGCCUACCCAUGGUUUAAAUGGUGCAUGCUUUAAGGGACCACAAAAUUUGCAACACAUUGGGAGACACAUAGGAACAGUAACAUUUUAAAAGGUAAAACUGAAUGUCAAUUUUGGAGGGUCUUGGCACGCUACAAAAAGACUCUUGACCCAUCCGUCCCAGCUGUGUAGGCAUUUGCUUGUUUCUCUAUCAGAAGGUUUGGGAAUGAAGGCUUUGGAAUGAAACAAGCUUGAUUUUUAAGAGGGCAAAGUCCAAUACAGACUUAAUGAAGGACUCAUUCAGAAUGCUCCAAGAUAAAAGCAGAAGAAAACAAAUUUUGGUUUUAGAAAUCAUGGCCUGCAAAAGCAAAAGUCAAACAUCCUACAAAAAUAAGGAGUUAAAAAGGUCCAAGUACUGCUGUAAUAAGAAUUUCUCAUUAAUUGGACAGUGGGUCUAAAUAAAUAGGUGGUAGCAGUAAAAUAACAAUACUGUAGUCUCACGGCACCAUUAUCUCAGUAAUCUCUUCAACAGCCCAGAAAAUCCAUUUUUACCUAAGCCCACCCAGCAAGUUCAAAGGUGAUAUGAUAUUUGUACUUGAAAUCCAUAGCAUAUGCUGUUCCCCAUCCACACUCCACCCCUAGCUUGAAUUUGCUAAUCUAUAUUGCAGUUGUCAGAUAUCCAUCGUCCAUUAAAAUGAUUUUUAUAAAUCCUGAUAGUAUCUAGUAUAUUUCACCUAAGAUGCUUGUAUUAGUAGGUGCUGUGGUAGAAAUUUCCCAAAACGCUCUUGCAAUAUAUUCUUACACAGAUUGGUAUCUUAUUCUAAUCUUCUGUAAAUGCAAGUCUGGUUUUUCAGGCCUCUUCUGAUAAACCAGCUUGUGCUCAUUGGUUUGGUUUUUCAAAGUAGCCCCCUGGCUGACUACCCAUUGAAAUAUACCCAGUGGAGGUAUACCCAGAUUACUCCUCCCGUCUAAAUGUUGCCUAUUACCGCUUUUUCCUUUCCGUAAGGCUACAUUUUUGUCCACUUCCCUCCCCCCACCCCAUAUGAACUAUACACAAGCGCCUCAAGAUGUGUAAAUCAUAGGUAGGUCAAAAUAGGAGCAACCUCAAAGCAGUAUCUUUAAUUGUCACAGGAAUAAUGCUUUUGCACCAGCUUCCUGUUUAAAAUAGGCCCUGUAUAUUGGAAAUUCAGCAUUUCCAGGAUGGUUGUAAGAAAAGGAUCCUAGAUAUAUGUUUGUGUGCAUUUGUACAUAUGUGCAUGAAUUCCUGUCCAUGGAUCUGACUUCAAAAAACAUUCGUUUUUCAGGAAAGCCAUUUCUCUGUUCCUCUUCUGGCAUGCUAAGUAAACAUGUGGGAGGGAGGCAUUGAAUGAGCAUGUUAACACCAUUCUGAUCAACCUCCAACUCGAGGAACUCAGUGGGAGGAACUUCCUGUUUCUAAUGGAGGUUCCCUGCGUGCUUUAGAAACCUGGAGAAUCAGAGCAGCAACUGAGAAGCAGACCUUGAGUGUUUGUUCCCAUUCCCCACCCCCAUGUUUGCUUAUCAUGUAGGUUGAAUGCCUGAAGAGGAAUUCUGUGAACCUAAGAUCUAAACAGAUAUAUUAUCUGUAUCAGUAUUACUCUUUACACAGAAGAUAAUUCCAUAAUUUCUGAUAGGGUUGGGUUGCAGUUGAACGCAUCUAGCUUGUGAUUUAUUUCUUUAAAUUAUUGUCAAAUGAGGAAACCACAUCUUUUAACCAGAUGUGCUCAUACAAAAUGGUCUCAUUGGGUUUAAUGCAGUUGAGCUGUAGUACAUAUUUUGGCUCAUAGCAUAGCUUUUCCUUUUCUGUAGAGCAGAGCUACUAAAAUAUGCCUGUUGGGUGUAUACAACGUGUUUAUUUAAAUGUAGCCUCACUGUUUAAAACGUUGCAUUAGUAAAUUUUUCAGUUGUGUUGGAGAGUUAAUGUUUCCAUGCCCUCUUGCUCGCAGGUGGCAAGGAUACCAUUACAUUCAGUGACCCGGCUAUGCCUAUUAUCCAGAGGUCUCGAUCACCAUUGCUAUCUUUUGCAGAUAAGCCACAGCAGAAGACAGAAGGUAAGCAUCUAGAGUCAUAACAAAAGGCUGGCGUAGGGCGAUUCGUCUCUUGUGCCACCGAGUUUGAAUGUGUAGGGGAAAAUAAGGAUGAAACUGUUUAGAGAUACCUGCAUUGUCUCAUUUUUGCACCACCAGAAUAGCAUGGGAAACAAGCCCAUGGCCACGGGACAGGAAACAAUACUCAGUGGUGGCUGGUGAGGCAGUGGUGUGUGUGUGUGUGUCUGUCACUCUCCUGGCUCAUAGCUGUCAAGUGUCCCUUAUUUGGCGGGACAGUCCCUUAUCCCAGCGCCAUGUCCCGCUGCUGUCCUUUAUUGAUGAGGCUUCAUUUGGCUGCUGGCUGGGCUUUCUAAAGCCUUUGGCUCAGAGGGGCUCAGAAGUUGAACAUACCUGUGCCCGGAAAAUCCCUUCCUUUGACUGCUGAUCCCUUAUUUUCGAGGCUGCUGGUCCCUUAUUUUCAAAUCUGUAAGUUGACUGCUAUGUCCUGGCUUCCAACAACGUGGGUCACUGCCACCUACCAAGAGGGUGAGUUAUGGUGCAGCAUUGUAGCUCCUGUCACCAUGUACCACAGUGAGCUUCCCAAACUUUGCGCCUCUCUGUAAGCAGCAGCGAGUCACUGUGUUGGGAAGAUGGGAGAGCAACAGAGUGUCGGGAUCUCCGCUCGGCCAAGCUGAUAAAGCUCAUUUUCUUCCCCCGAGUCCUUCGGAAUCGCCUCCUGCUUAACAACCUGAGCCUUUGAUAAGGCCUCAGGCACAUUCUUCAGCAGAGUUUCCAGCACAGGAAAGAGACGAGAGGUUUGGGCUACAUUGCAAAGAGUUUUAUUUCUAAGCUACGCAGACAGAAAAGACAUCCUCUCUCUAUGAAAGCAGAGAGCAACUGAACAAAGGAACAGGAAACCACUAACGUCACAUCCCGUCUCCUCUCCUGUGAGGCUUCCAACAGCCUGGAAGGUCUCUGGAAUGUAAACAGAGCCUUGUGACUCCAAGCAGCUGCACAGUGAUAAGAACAGAAACUAACACAGAGUGCCCAAUUUUUGCACGAUCCAAUCCAGAAUUUGGGUGAUCACUUGCAAGAGUAGGAACGGCAGAACAGACUCCUCCUAUGCGGGUUGGGGCUUUUCAUGUUGCUCUUGUGGUAGCCGUGCUGUAGUAAUUCACCUGCUGCCACUGCGGUUUAAGGAGACCGCAUUCUGCAGAAUGGCAUGGCGGUCUGGAAGGGGUAGAAUUCUGAGUCAUGCUGCUUUAGCCCAGAGGCAGGACGUCACUUCGGAAAAGUCCCUGCACAAAUUAAAGCACCACAUCAGGGAGAAAGGUUUGGCAUGGCCCUCCCCAUGAUGUGGUAGCUUCUCCCAGAAGAAAUCUUCUAAUGUUGAUAACUGUUAAAAAAUAAUAAUUAACUCCCCAUCUCUGGUCUGAGGUAGUGCAAUCCAGAAUCGUAUCACCUCAUUCUGUGCAAAGUGUAAAAGGGAUGUGUUAACAGAGGCUGAAAUCCUAUACAUGUUUACCUGGGAUUGAGUCCCACUUACUUACUUCUGACAAGACAUGUAUAGGAUGUCUUGCACUAGAAAUCCAUGUUUGGUCAAAAGGACUGGUUUAGGUCAGAUUAAAGAACAAGAAUUUAUCGGAUUGUUUGAGGGGUGAGGCAUUCUAGCUACUCCCAAGUAUGUAAAUAAAGCAGAUUUUCAUCCAACCGUACUUGCAAUUUCCUUGAAUUUAAAAUUAGCAAUUGAGGAAGUUGAGACACAUUAUGGGUGUACCAAAAACGGGCACAAACAGGAAAACACUAGCAUGGGGAUGAUAGUUCCAGUUUGAUUGGGUUGGGGAGCAGAGAGUUCCUUGUCAGGCAGUGUUAGCUGAUUGUCUCCCACAGCUCAGCUAUUGUCUUCAUGAGUUAAGGGAAUGGGCAAGUCUGAAUGGGAAAAUACAAAUAUUUUAUUUAUAUGUGGCCAACACUAUUUAAAGUUCAUACAAUGUUGGCCUUCCUUUCUAAUUCUUAUUCACGCAGAUCUGAUGCACAGCAUACAGUUCGUACUACUUCCUCGCAGUAAUUAGAACAUGGCUUUUCUUUGAUUUUUUUUUAUUAUAAAUCUAUUGCAAUGUCAGAUAAAAUCUGACUCCAAGGUUGAUUUAGUUCCAUGAACCUGGCAAACUGAUUUUCUUUUCUCCUCUAGUUGAAAAUAAGCAUAAUUUGAAGUAGCCUAUUAACCAUUCCAUCAUAAAAUAUUGCAAGCAGACUAACCCCAAUUAUCUAACAGGCUCCAGGGACAAUCAUUCCAUCAAACUAACAAGUAAGCAAACUUUUCUCCACACCUUACUGCCCUCUCAGAGUCUGAUCUGGAGGUCCCCCAUGUAUCUUAAUGCAUUUGGAUCAGCUAUAAUCAAGGCUGUUUGUAUAUUAAGCACACAUUUUGCACUAAGAAAAUUAGAAAUUCAGCAUUUAAUAAUAUGAGCAUGUGGUUACUUUGCAUACUGCUAUUCAGUUUUGCACAGUCCAUUCUGAUUACAGUAUUGGACUUUGAAAUGAUGUGGCAGGAAAGGUUUGGGAUAGAACGCCUUUACAGUGGUACCUCAGGUUACAUACACUUCAGGUUACAUAUGCUUCAGGUUACAGACUCCGCUAACCCAGAAAUAGUGCUUCAGGUUAAGAACUUUGCUUCAGGAUAAGAACAGAAAUCGUGCUCCGGCAGCAGCAGGAGGCCCCAUUAGCUAAAGUGGUGCUUCAGGUUAAGAACAGUUUCAGAUUAAGAACGGACCUCCGGAACGAAUUAAGUACUUAACCCGAUGUACCACUGUAUAUGAAUAAAUUCUAAUUCCUGUUUUGUAUAACUUUAUAUCACUGUUUUAUUCGUUUUAAGAUGAAUCUUCAAGGAUACUUCUUACAGAAUUUUAUACUGUACACUGCUUAGAGAGUUUUAAAAUAUUAAGUAUAUUAUGUUGUUGUUUAGUCGUUAAUCAUGUCCGACUCUUCGUGACCCCAUGGACCAGAGCACGCCAAGCACUCCUGUCUUCCAUUGCCUCCCGCAGUUUGGUCAAACUCAUGUUUGUAGCUUCGAGAACCUGUCCAACCUUCUCGUCCUCUGUCGUCCCCUUCUCCUUGUGCCCUCUAUCUUUCCCAACAUCAGGGUCUUCUCCAGGGAGUCUUCUCUUCUCACGAGGUGGCCAAAGUAUUGGAGCCUCAGCUUCAGGAUCUGUCCUUCCAGUGAGGACUCAAGGCUGAUUUCCUUCAGAAUGGAGAGGUUUGAUCUUCUUGCAGUCCAUGGGACUCUCAAGAGUCUCCUCCAGCACCAUAAUUCAAAAGCAUCAAUUCUUCAGCGAUCAGCCUUCUUUGUGGUCCAGCUCUCACUUCCAUACAUCACUACUGGGAAAACCAUAGCUUUAACUAUACAUAUAAUAAGACUAUACAUAUAAUAACUAGAAGUAGAUUGUAAAUGUUCUAAAAUAAAUAGAAGAUACACAGAAAUGGGAAGUGAGGGUCCACAAGCACAUACUUCCUAUGCAUUUCAGUGGCUGUUCUGAUCUGAUCAAAGUUACGCUUUUGUAUUUUUUCAUUCCGUGAAUGACCUGGAUUUUCAUCUUAAAAGUGGUCAGGCUUGGCUGUUCUUUUGGAGCCAAUUAUGUAGUGGAACUUGUGGAUAAAGAGAGAUCACGCAGGCAGCUUGUUCCCGUUACCCAUGCUCAAGUUCAAGGAACCAAAUCAACCUUUGCAAUCAUAAUUUAUUCUGUGUUGAUAAAUCACACGUGAACUUACCCAAAUAGUAGAUCUUUGUGUUGUGUAUGCUCAGGUCCUCUCGCUCCGUUAAAAGUGCAUGAGAAAGAGCAGAGAUGAACUCGCUAGCCUUACUCCCUCUGUCAGAUCUGCAGGUCCACUGCUCUCCAUGCACUGGAAAGAAGAAGCCUGUGGUAGUUCAUGGAAAGUUCUAUGUCAGAUUUAGAAUCCUGUACAAUAAUGGUUCUCAUUCACAGCAAAGCCUCUGGAGUACCAGGGCUGGCCCAAGGCAUUUUGGCCCCUGAGGCAUAGCAGAAAAUGGCAGGGCCCUAAUAGCCAGGGAAGAAAGGCAAAGACCUACGUCAGGAACAAGUGGGGUAUAAAGUUUUAUAUUAGGAACAAGGCAGGAGUGCACCCACAGCAGCAGCGGGCGAGGCAUCCCUUGGAGGCCAGAUCUGCUGCCGCCUGAGGCGGUCACCUCACCUUGCCUCAUUGGUGGGUUGGCCCUGAUGAGUACAGCGGGCUCCCUGCUGCAAGUAUUCAGUCCUUUAGCAUGCGAGCAGGAGGAGGGCCAAAUAUUGGGGACACGGCGGAGGGGAUGGGGCCAGCCAGCCAGCCUGUCUUUGCUCUUCCUCACGUGACACUAAUCGCGUUGGGGAACUGAAUGCCCAAAUCGGUGUCAUGCAUGCUGUGAUUCUGCCAGAGUGCACAAGAGGUGUUGGAUGUUGAAUUCAGCUUGCUGAGAAUCUCAGCAGCUUUCAGGCAUCAGAACUUGUUAAUGGGAACACAAAAUCUAAGGGUUUAGGGUUCAGCACAAUUCUCAUAAGACCUUCUCUGCUUCAGAAUUGAGGUGACGGAUCAGAUAUCCAAACUCCCCCCUUCAAAACAGCUCUGCAUAUGGGAAAUUAGAACUCUUCAGAGUUGGAGUUUGUUAGCUUUACACAGAGAGAGAGAGUUAAUGCUGUAAGAGGGGGCUCAAAAUGCAGAUCCUGCACUUGUUUUCUGAGGUGCUACAGUGUGCGAGUUGGUAUCCUAUGCCAGUGGUUUCCAACCAGUGUGCCAUGGCACCCUGGGGUGCCUUGAAUGAUGGCCAGAGGUGCUGCGGGCAACACUGGCCUCUGUCCCUCUUUCCUUCCCUUCCUCAUCUUUCAGUUCUCUGCCUCCCCAAGGUUUGCACAGCUGUUUAUUGCAGCAGCCCUGGCUAUAAGCUCCGCAGGCAAAUGAUGCCUCUGGCAGGCACCUCUCUUUGAGGGCAGGGGGCGCAUCUCAGAGACCAGGGAGGGUGUUUGAAAAAGGGUGAGAGACUGCCAGCUCUGCAGGCAAGGGGUGACAUAAAUGAGUUCCCGAGCCCCACAGGGGUGCUGCAGAAAGAAUGUAGUUGGUUCAGGGAGCUGUGGACUCAAAAAGGUUGAAAACCUCUGUCCUAUGCUCUUUCUGAAUUCUUGAGGUGUUUUGAAGAGCAAUAUACAGAAGGUAGUGGCAGAAAUAGAGCCUUCACAACCACCUCAUUACACUGUGAUGCUCUUUGCUAUCCCAUGCUUAUUAUUUAUUAAGUUGUUCCGCAGUUAGCAUUUCCAAUGGGAAACAAAACUUUCUUCCCUUAAUUUCUCAUACUUUUUCUGUCCCUCUACUUUGUUUUUCCUUUUCCUUUUUUACUCCACACUCCCCUGUUUUAUCUGCCCCCAAAUAUUAAAAAUACAGUACUUAAACGGUGGUCAUACUAAUUAAUACUCAAGAGAUUCAGACAUCUUGGCUGUAACUUCAGGCUGUCUCCAGACUCAAUGUAAUUGGGGUUUGUUUUUUAAAGAGUGUGUUACAUGAAUUCAAGUAAGUGUCAGUUCAGCUUUGUUUCCAUACUAAACUUCCCCCCAACCUGAAAAUUUAAGGUCUAGUCUAGUUCCUUCUCUCAUCACUUCUUCCCACGCUGCUGGGAAUGGCAAGGUUGGGUAUAUGCUUCGCUUCCAUGGGGCUGGUGUCCCGGCAGGACAGAGAUCACAAUGUAGUGGGAUGAGGAACAAAAUUAUUGGCACAUGUUUUCUGUGGAGUAACUUUGAAGGAGCCACGUAGAAGAUGCUUCUGAGAGUAAUGUGUAAGUGGGAAAGUGAAUUGAAUGGGAAAUGCCAUUGUGAGCCGCUGGGCUAGGUCAGAUGUACUAAUAAUUGCUCUAAUAGACCAUAAGUUUUAGACCCACUUCUUCCUCCUUUCUCUUGCGUGUCACAAUUUAAAACUCCCUGGAGUUUGUUAAACCACAGUUUGUUAAACCGUUAUAUUUGAACCGGGAAACUGUGGUUUAAUCUCAAGACUACUUACCAGGAUAUGAAACCAGAUGCUGAUCCAGGAGCAGGAAAUGCAUGAACACAACACUUGUUCUUGUUACAUCUGAACCCACCCAUUGAGUGAAAUAGCAGACUAAGGACUAGGUGAUUCUUAGAGACUUUUUUGGACAUUCAAAGGCAGCAAUAAGAAAAGAUUGAAUAGUGUGUAACCCUCCUCAUUCUUCUGAGUAUUGUCUGAAGGGAGAGAUCUUCUUCAAAUCCUCUGUGUUGAGAUUUAUACUCUUGCCCCUACAUCUCAUUGUGGAUGAGACAUUUUCUGCUUAGUUCAAAAUAUCUAAAGAGGGCAUUCCUGAAAAGGGUGUAAUGCUUGAGGACAGGCUUAAAGACAAUUCACUGUCUUGUGUUAUGGAGGUGCCUGCUUCUUGGUCCCCUCCAAACCUGGAACUGUGCUUUAUAUCUACAUAAAUGUGAUGUUUUCCCAUUUUUCUCUUCUAGAAGAAACCAGAGAACAAGAGGAAAUGUGUGCCGUUAAAACAGAAUUGACACUCCCAGAAAAAACGGCUGCAGUUUCUGAUGAUUCCUGCACAAACCAAAACAACGGUAACAAAACCAAUCAUUUUCAUCCAUCAUUACCCCAGUUUCCUUCUGAGGAAGACGGUGCAAAUGGGUUUGGGAAUGAAAUCAUUAAGCUGACAGAGGAGCAGGCAGCUGCGGAGCUGGAAGGGAGCAGAGCAGAAUGUUUGACAGAGAGCCAGGCAGCAGGUCAGCCAGAGCUCAGCAGCUCAUCCGAAGGCGAAUCCCCCUUGCCCAGCCCUCCUCCCUUUGACUCCACAGAGCCCUGCAACCUCCGGGAGAACAAACACACAAACGAGAAGCAGGCCAUGGAAGAAGAGACAGGAACCUCGGAAAGCGACACUGAGAAUCUUUGUGACAAAAAGGAUGAAAGCGGUGACACAGGGAACGCUGAGGAUGAUGAAAAGCAGACUCCCCCAACUCCAGAUUUCAGUGACAUUCCAGAUAAUGUACCUGCAGCUGUGACAGUUACAGACAGUGCUCCUGAUCUGGGCUCACCGUGACUCACUUUGACCGUGGGAUUGUUUUCAGAAAGGAUGUGUCCCCAGUCUCUUCAAGCUUCUCCCAGCUGCUUCCUUGUUUGUCUGUCAAGAAAGAUCUCCUAACACACACACGCAUCCAACACUUUGGUAUGUACAAACAAACAUACCCUAGAGAAAUGUGAAAAAAAGGAGCAAGACUAAAAUGAUGGCUUUCAGAAUUUUGCCCUCUGCUAUUUGCUGCGAUUAACGUUAUUAGAUAGAGUGACAUAAUUGAGAAUAAUGGGACUUAGCACCCCAUCAUUAUGCUUUAUCACGUCAGUUACAUCUCUGUCUCUUCAGCAUGUAUAAUUUUUGGUGCAGUGCCUGUUUGAAUGUAUCUUAAGAGCCUGGAACGUCGGGGGGGGGGGAGAGUUGCCUUUGGUGAAGCCGGCAGAAUCAGAAAUGGUAAAACAUAAAGGCUUCAAUGAACAAGCUUUUGUUUUCUCAGGGUGGGAGGUGAUUCUUCCUGGCACACACAGUUUAAUACUAAACAGCAAAUUGCCUUGAUAUAACUGGUGGCUGUACAUACACAGUGUCUGGUCAUCGGAUUAAUUACUUGCAGACAGACAAACACACAGCCUAUUUUGCUGUUUCUAUUUUGAAUGAGCUUUUUCCAGUAAGUACUAAGGCACAACAGCGUAUUGACAAGGCUGGCCAUGCUGGCCAUGUAUGCGCUACCACCCCUCCCUCUUUCCCCUUAUUCUGUCCCCUCUUCCUUGCAAACUGUGAGCUCUCGCUCUCUUCCUCUUCCUUCCCCCCUCUCUUUACUUUGCUGCAACUUCAGUUCUUGACUCAUCUCUCUUAUGGCUCACACUUUGGGUUGUAUCAAAUGGAGUUCGUCUGGCCUAGAAAUGGAAGUUGAACUUCGUCCAUGUCAGAAUGACGUCUUUUUGAGCUUAAACCAGGGGAGAGUUGGAAGUCGGAUGCCUUCUCUGCUUUCAUUUGAGCAGCGUUUAAGCUCAAAAGGUACACCUGUGCAGAAGGGAAGUAUAUAUUUUUCUUUCCCUUCUGAUCCAUUAGCCUUGUGGAUAAUAGUUGAAAUUACUCUUUUUUUCGUAGCCAUUUUCUCUCUUCAAUUCUUCCCGUGGUGGCAAUCAAUUAGCUUCCAGUGGGAGAGAGUCUUUAGGGCUUCCUGGGACUGCUGAGCAAAGCUUUCCAUAGCCUACUUCCACUGAUUCUGAAGUGUUUCCUUGCGGUUCCUGGUAGGACAAUGGCUGUGUAAUAUUUAUUGUGGAUAUUUUGCAGCUGUGGAGCUAAAGGGAGGCCUGAUUUUUGUGUUUUUUGGUUUGGUUUCCCCCACCCCCAAUAAGAAACAAUCUCAACAGCUGUAGAGCUUGUCUGGGCCUCCAGCCGUAGAGGCAAUUUUCCUGCUGGCUUGGGAACCUAAUUGCCUGUAAAUGUUCAUUUCUCACUCCUAGAACUUAAAACCAAUUGGAGAGCGGAUUAAUCCAAAUUUAACAAUGGCGUUCAUAAGAAAGGAGGGAAAUCCUUCCUGGUUUGAGCCUUAGUUUUACAAAAUAAAUACCUGCCAGCCGCACAUUGUUACAGGCUGCUUGUUAGCAGCUUCGUGCUGGAAGCAGCUGCAGACCCAAAUCUUGAAAGUCGGCUGAGCUAGAUAGCAAGUGUCGCUUUGACGAAGGGACUCCAAGUGGACAAGCAGAUUGUACCCCAGGCUUGGAACCAGGAGGAACCCUGAAAAGAGCUUCAGGAUCCUCCAGCCAGCUGGAACAAGUACUGGUUCUAACAAAUGUUUGGCUGCUAGAAAAACCCCAUUUGAUCGCUCUCACUCUCGCUCUCUGUACAACUUGCUCUUCUUCCAGUACAGCAAGGGAACAAGGAACAACGUCAUUAGGCGUCUUUCUACAGUACGUGGAGACUCCUUUUAGGCCAAAGAUUGUGGAACGGUUCCACAUGGACACAGAACAAAUGACAGCGUUUUCAAAGCCGGAGAGUUUUGUUUCAAUCUUUCUUUACUUUUUCAACCCGUUCAGUUUCUCUGUUCCAAGAGGAAAGGGGUGGGGGGAGAGACUUUGCAGUGUUCCUUUAACACUCCCUUGAUGUUGGGCAUUGCACCACUCUGCUAUUUGCAUCCCAUUCUUUUUGAGCAACACUGGUUUAUUCUAAAUUAAAUGCUUUUGUCUCUUGCAUUAAUAUGAAAAAAAAGUUGAAACCAUUUAUUAGUUUGCAUAAUUUCAUUCCUCAUAGUGCAGCGGAGGAGAAGGGGGAGGAUUACGUUAUCUCUUGAAUUUGUGGUACUGUUGCUUUUAUUGAUAGAGUAGCUGACAAUGUUAUCAACUCAGCACAGCGUUUGUGCUUUUAUUGGUAAAAUAACAGAUAGCCUUAUUGUCUCGAUUUGUUGUUAUAGGAAUGACAAAACUGAUACAGUGGGAAGAGUAAUGAAUAUGCACCAAACUUAUGAAUAUGAAAUUCUGGAAUUUUGCUCAUCAUAAAUAAGACAUUCCACAUCCCAAUGUUCAUUUCAAGAUAUAUAUUUCUUUCUGGUUUUGUCACAGCCUUGAUAAGGGCUACAGCUAAUGCUGAUGAAGUCCUAGCGCAGAAAAAAAUAGACAAGUAGGGAGGGCAGCUUAACGUAAACAAGUGCACACCAUGAACGGCCAAUGUUUUGCAUUGCUUUAAAUUAUGGAGUGAGGGCUGCCAUUUUCAUUUUUUAUGUAGCGUCUAGUUUGGAGCCCAGCUGCGCUAGUGGAAAUGUUUGCAUUUGAGCUCAGUAGCUUCCGGUGAGCUGGAAUGAUGCUAUCGUAGGGAGAGAUUGAAUUAAGGUCAUAUAUGUGUAAAAGCAAGUACAAGCCUGAAGAACCAAGCCAAGUUUUUAAACAAUGCAUGUAGCUAUUAAGGUAUUAGUAACAGAUACGCUGCUCUCUAAAAAUAAACAUUCCUCAACCCCGUGAUCUAAAAACUUCAGUAAUCCAAAGAGCAGGGGGUGAUUCAGUGACUACUUACACAGUUGCAAAGAGCGACAGGGGAUAUAGCAGGUUAAGUGAUAAUUGAACUUCCGAAACCCAGUCACUAUCCAAAUCCAUGAAGUAGCCCGUUCCCUCUUUUCUUUACUUCCAGUGUCGCCACUCACUGUAACUAUGUGUAAUCUUAUAUCUAGACUUCCGGUGAUACAGAUUUGGGGGGGGGGGUUAUCAGGUAAUGUGAUGGCCCCAUGUUAUAGCUGAAUUCUUGUCAAUAACACUCUUCCUGGUUUACUUUCUCUCCGUUCUUCUGCUCCUUCGAUUCCAAUCUUUGAUUUGCUGGCUUCCUUAACCAUUUAAAGGUCAAGUGGGCUACAUUCCAUGUCUUACGCUUACAGAGAAGAGAUGGCAGACUGAUAAAGUGGUGGUACAUCCAACGACAUCUAGUUUAGACCUAACUUACAGUCCUCCGCAUGUUCACUCACAAGUAAGUCUGGUUUCGGUGUUCAGUUGCACCAGAAGCGGCUUAGUCAUGCUGGCCACAUGACCCGGAAAAACUGUCUGCGGACAAACGCCGGCUCCUUCGGCCUGUAAAGCGAGAUGAGCGCCGCAACCCCAGAGUCGUCUCUGACUAGACUUAACUGUCAGGGGUCCUUUACCUUUUUAAGUCCCCCUGUGCUCUUACUGUGCUUAUAGCAGCAGCCUUCAGUUUCAAAAACAUUGGCUUGUUUAUCUGAGAGCAGCACAGUUGAUGCUAUUUAUCGCAGAGGUUCUUAUGAGUAUCAGUCGUGCUUCCUUGUUGGGACUUAAUUCUUUGCUAUCAAAAACCCUGGAGAGCUUUCCUGUUUGUUUUUGAUUGCCACUUGCACAGGUUAUAGCAUUGCAGCUAUAUUCAUUUAGCUGCUGGUUGAAACCAGUACGUGGCCCCAUAAAUUUGCACUUGCAUCUAUAUACCGUAUUUUUUGCUCUAUAAGACUCACUUUUUCCAUCCUAAAAAGUAAGGGGAAAUGUGUGUGCGUCUUAUGGAGCGAAUGCAGGCUGCGCAGCUAUCCCAGAAGCCAGAACAGCAAGAGGGAUUGCUGCUUUCACUGUGCAGUGAUCCCUCUUGUUCUGGCUUCUGAGAUUCAGAAUAUUUUUUUUCUUGUUUUCCUCCUCCAAAAACUAGGUGCGUCUUAUGGUCCUGUGCGUCUUAUAGAGCGAAAAAUACGGUAUUUUUCAGUUGCAGAAAACAGUCCGUGCCAGUGGUAAUGAAGCCUGGCCGUCUGGGUACAAGAAUGCCAAUUCCCCUUAUCACUUGUAUAUAAUUUCAGGGGGUUGGACUAGAUGACCCCAGGAGCCCUUUCCAACUCCAUGAUAACCACCUUUGAACAUGGAAGUGCGCCACAGUGGAUCUACGUAUUAUUUUUACAUGCCAAGUUCUCCAACGUCCCUUUGCGACCUAAGCCUUAUUCCGGCAUUCGUGCAGUGAAGCCCUUCUCCCAGUGGAAGUUAAAUGGCUACAAGGGAGUGCUCCUUGUACUUGUUAAACCUCCCUGCACAAUUUAUAGCUUUCACUGGGAAUUACAGCAGGCUCUCUGUCGCAGGACUUUGUCCUCCAGUGUGUGGUGGGAGUGUGGAUGCAAUGAAGAUAGUGUGUCCAGCUCAAGGGGAAAGCUUUAGCCUGCUCCACCUUAACCUUCCUAGUGUUGCUGAAUGCCUCCCCAUUAUUUCUCCCAUAAAACGAGUAGCUGCCAUUCUCUUUCACGGGGCGGGGGCGGGGGAUAAGCUCUUUACACUGGGACAUGGAUACUAUGAGGACACUGAGUGUUCACUCAGCAGGGGGUGGGGUGGCUGUGGGGUGAAUAUUGCCAUUCAUGAUAGAAAAGAAUAAAAUCCAGUUUCAAAGGUUCGGUCCAGUUCGACCAAGAAAGAGACAGAACGCAGCAUAGGGCUGCGAUUAUCAGGCUUCAGCUGUAAAAUGAAAUACCGUAAGUCUAGUCUUAGGAUUCUGAAUAGGGAUCUGCUAUGUCAAGUUCUUGGCUUUUUGUUUCUUUCUCUCACUAGGACUCGUUUUUCAUUUUUAUCAGUUCUGGAGGCUCUCAGAAAUUAAGACUCCUUUCAUAAGUUCAGGUGUUUCUUUAAAGCUUUUCUUUUAAGGAUUCCCUCGCAUCCUUCUGCAAAAGGCAAUGAACACUGUAAUGUCGGGGGGAAACCCCAAAUGUUACAUUUUAAGACUCUUUUACGUUAAAAAUGUGUUUGAUAAAUCAUUCAACCGUGCAAAUUUUCAGUGGUCAUGGAAACAACCUCUUUUUGAAGGAAAAAACAAUCUUUUGGUAGUGGAGGCUAAUUUUAUGCACAGGGCAUUUUAUAUAAUUCACCAGAAGUUUUUUUUAAGUCAAGAGCUCUCAAGAAUGUAUUUUAAUAAAUCGGGUGGAAAUCAUGUUUUUUAAAAACCUUAAAUAAAUUAAUUGCUUUAUAAAAUUCUGCUGCUGGUUAAUAAUUUCCUUUAAAAAUGUGUAUUCUAUUUAUUUGCAGGCC